Messenger RNA from Pelobates cultripes (western spadefoot toad), 53779 nucleotides. Lineage: Eukaryota; Metazoa; Chordata; Amphibia; Anura; Pelobatidae. The record is from the annotation of a GenBank genome assembly.
CAACAAUAUGGAGCUUCUAGAAAAGAGGUACAAAUGGAUCUGGGCUCGGAAUAGGGACUGUCUCUCCUAAAUCGGGACACUUGUCAGGUAUGGGCAUACAGUGGACUCCACCAGCUAGCUGGGUGUAAAACACAUAGAACAUUGUAUUCUGGGAAAAUAUUGAUCUUUUAUUAAUUCCAGUCUCAAGCUGACUAAAACAAUACUGAGAGGGUUACAUCAAAUUUCAGGCCAUCAGCUGAUUUGAAAAAAAUUGUCCAACUCCAGCUUUGUUUUCAGUUUGGGCUAUUUUGUUCUAAAAUGUUAAAUUCCCAACAAUUGACACUUCAGUGAAUUACUUUAAGGCUGAAAGCAAUAAUAACUUGGUUUCUUGUGAGGGCCUGAGUUUUGCCUCAGUGUUCCUUGCCACAGGAGCUCACACUCUAAAAGUGCGCAGUGCAAGUUGCGGGAUGAGGCUGGGUAACAAGCCCCCCUUUCUGUUUUCCUUGCAUUCCAGUGGGUCCAGCUGCCAAUCACUGGCAUAAAUGAGAGCUCCCAUUCAUAGGUGGGCUUUCCUGGUCCCCCUCCCUCAGUGUCCUCUCUCUCUCUCUCCACCUCCAGAUCUCUGAACCCCCCUGGCUCCCAGGACCUACAGACUGAACUUAAUCUGGAGUGGGACACCUCUGGUUCAGGGCUUGGAGACCGUUGCAGAGGGAAUAGGAGGCCAACUCGCAGCCCGCGGUGGGGAGAAGGUGCUGAGCAAUGAUGGCCAGGUUCCCAAUGCUUGUCCUUCUCUUAAUAUUGCAUCUGGUGACAACGAGAGGGCAGGUAAGAGACGCCAUUCAUUCCAUGCUCCUGCUUUUCAAAUACCUGGGAUGUGUCUCUUAAAAUGGAGCCUGGCUGGGAAUUUAAGGGAUAAAAGGGUCUGUUUCUUCAAAUUUUAGGUUGUAGAGAAGCUGUGUGUUGGGUUUAUAAAUGGUGUAUUUUGGGGAUGUAUUUGUAUGAUAUUGAAGUUGUUAGUUCAGCUUUACCCCAUCCUGUGCACAUUAGCCAGAGAUCUGACACCCACAUCCAUCAGGAAUAAUUAACUCAGGGACAGCCAGAGCCCUCGACUGGGUGAAAGCGCGGCCCGUGCUGGGUCUGGACUUCAAAGGCCAAUAUGAGGGCCACUGUGACACAUGUGGCAGGAAGGUGUGAAUUGAACCUUUCAGGCCACCCUGGACAUAGUGAUGCCUUGUGAACCGUGGGUUUUGGACGAAGAGACCAGUCAAUGCCCAUAUUUGAUUUUGGUGAUAUUUAAUCUGGUUUAUCUUGUGUGCCUGAUACUAGAAGUGUGGAAAUAUCCCAUGUUUUAUUGGGCUAUUGGAGACUGCCUUUUAGUUGCUUCCCAUUAGGGAUCUUAUUACUUGUAGCAUGUGUGUCUACCACGAAAACCUGAGACUGCCAUUCCUGGCACACUGUGUGUGACCGACCUGAGACUGCCAUUCCUUGCACCCUGUGUGUGACCGACCUUAGACUGCCAUUCCUUGCACCCUGUGUGUGACCCACCUGAGACUGCCAUUCCUUGCACACUGUGUGUGACCGACCUUAGACUGCCAUUCCUUGCACACUGUGUGUGACUGACCUUAGACUGCCAUUCCUUGCACACUGGUGACCGACCUGAGACUGCCAUUGCUUGCACACUGGUGACCGACCUGAGACUGCCAUUGCUUGCACACUCUGUGACUGACCUGAGACUGCCAUUACUUUCACACUGUGUGUGACCGACCUGAGACUGCCAUUAUUGCACACUGUGUGACUGACCUGAGACUGCCAUUACUUGCACACACUGUGUGUGACUGACCUGAGACUGCCAUUACUUGCACACUGUGUGUGACUGACCUGAGACUGCCAUUACUUGCACACUCUGUGACUGACCUGAGACUGCCAUUACUUGCACACUGUGUGUGACUGACCUGAGACUGCCAUUACUUGCACACUCUGUGACUGACCUGAGACUGCCAUUACUUGCACACUGUGUGUGACUGACCUGAGACUGCCAUUACUUGCACACACUGUGUGUGACUGACCUUAGACUGCCAUUACUUGCACACUGUGUGUGACUGACCUGAGACUGCCAUUUCUUGCACACUCUGUGACUGACCUGAGACUGCCAUUACUUGCACACUCUGUGACUGACCUGAGACAGCCAUUACUUGCACACUAACAGGAUUAUUGACUACAUUUUUAUUUGUUGCAAAUUCAAAUUUCACAUUUUAGAUAAAGAAACAAAGAAUUCUCCAUGUACAUGUGUUUAGCAAGUCAUAUUAUGAUUUAUUCUGUAAGGAGUGGAUUAGGGUGAAAUGAAAGCCAAAUUUAAAAAUUUAGACCAGACUAGUCAAAUUGGAAAAACUAAGGGAUGUGAGAAUUUCAGCCACAUUGACGUUUUGCAAUUUGUUGUGUUUUUUUAUUUUUUUAUUAUGCUCACUAUUUAGUGAGUACACCUGAAUUAUGUUUUAGCCAUGAGCCCCAUUCUCCCCUAAUAGCUCUCAGCAUGACACGUUUCAAUGCCCUCAUUGUGCAGCUCUGAGGAAUGUGUUGGUUAUUAGAGAAGGAGGCUGAGUACUCAGGACAGUACAUGGGCUAUUCACCAUCAAUGGCAGAUUGUACCAGAAAUUCUCCUCUAUCACACAAAGCGUCACUAGAAACCAUGCAAUGGGGAAUUCCUACUAAUAAACGUAUGAUUUUAUAUUGUAAUUCUGAUCUUUAGGAAUUCCCAACUGGCGAGACCACUGCUAGUCCCUAUUAUAAAUAAAAAGGAACCUGCCUCCCCCCUCCCGUAUGGAAACGGUACCAUGGAUUCCUCCACCAAUCCAUAAUACCCUCUGUGGAUCACAGCAUAGAAUUGGAUGGUGGAUGUGUAAACUCUGAAUAGAGCCAUAUAGUUAGCUGGGAAUUGUGUUAUAUAGUGAGCUGGGAAUGGUGUGAUAUAGUGAGCUGGGAAUGGUGUGAUAUAGUGAGCUGGGAAUUGUUAUAUAGUGAGCUGGGAAUUGUGUUAUAUAGUGAGCUGGGAAUGGUGUGAUAUAGUGAGCUGGGAAUGGUGUGAUAUAGUGAGCUGGGAAUUGUUAUAUAGUGAGCUGGGAAUUGUGUUAUAUAGUGAGCUGGGAAUGGUGUGAUAUAGUGAGCUGGGAAUGGUGUGAUAUAGUGAGCUGGGAAUUGUUAUAUAGUGAGCUGGGAAUUGUGUUAUAUAGUGAGCUGGGAAUGGUGUGAUAUAGUGACCUGGGAAUGGUGUGAUAUAGUGAGCUGGGAAUUGUGUUAUAUAGUGAGCUGGGAAUGGUGUGAUAUAGUGAGCUGGGAAUGGUGUGAUAUAGUGAGCUGGGAAUUGGUAUGAUACAGUGAGCUGGGAAUUGGUGUGAUACAGUGAGCUGGGAAUGGAGUGAUCCAGUGAGCUGGGAAUUGGUAUGAUACAGUGAGCUGGGAAUGGUGUGAUCCAGUGAGCUGCGAAUGGAGUGAUAUAGUGAGCUGGGAAUGGUGUGAUAUAGUGAGCUGGGAAUGGAGUGAUAUAGUGAGCUGGGAAUGGAGUGAUAUAGUGAGCUGGGAAUGGAGUGAUACAGUGAGCUGGGAAUGGAGUGAUAUAGUGAGCUGGGAAUGGAGUGAUCCAGUGAGCUGGGAAUUGGUGUGAUCCAGUGAGCUGGGAAUGGAGUGAUCCAGUGAGCUGGGGAUGGUGUGAUAUAGUGAGCUGGGAAUGGAGUGAUCCAGUGAGCUGGGAAUGGAGUGAUAUAGUGAGCUGGGAAUGGAGUGAUCCAGUGAGCUGGGAAUGGUGUGAUAUAGUGAGCUGGGAAUGGAGUGAUCCAGUGAGCUGGGAAUUGGUAUGAUACAGUGGGCUGGGAAUUGGUAUGAUGCAGUGAGCUGGGAAUGGGUAUGAUACAGUGAGCUGGGAAUGGAGUGAUCCAGUGAGCUGGGAAUUGGUAUGAUACAGUGAGCUGGGAAUGGAGUGAUAUAGUGAGCUGGGAAUGGAGUGAUCCAGUGAGCUGGGAAUGGAGUGAUCCAGUGAGCUGGGAAUUGGUAUGAUACAGUGAGCUCGGAAUGGAGUGAUCCAGUGAGCUGGGAAUUGGUAUGAUACAGUGAGCUCGGAAUGGAGUGAUCCAGUGAGCUGGGAAUUGGUAUGAUACAGUGAGCUGGGAAUGGAGUGAUAUAGUGAGCUGGGAAUGGAGUGAUACAGUGAGCUGGGAAUGCAGAAUCAGGUGUUGACCAACACGUUUCUCACAGAAGAAAAUAUUUAAUGUAGAAAUAAAGUCCCUUUUUUAUUACCGGGAAACAUUGAAUCAUUUUGUGAGAUGUUACUUUCCUUCGCCCCAUUCAGCACUGUUUGGAUCCUGUGUCUGGAAGCCCUGGCACAGCCUGUAUAGUGAUCCCUGUUUAUUCGGGAGGGGGCACAGAUUAUUAAAUAAUUGACAUGCUGGUGAAUUAUGAGCCUUUACCUCAGUCAUGGAGUCUAAUUAACCAGCAUGGGCCCCCAUGCAGGACUCCAUGGUGAAAACACACUAUUCUCAGCCAUCAAGGGGUUCAUUCAUGACAGUUUGACAUUUUGUGGCCUGACAGAAGAAUUGGAAAAAUUACCAAAUUAUAAAAAAAUCCCCAAUUCAGUUAAAACAUCAGUCUCAUUUUCAUCCUUGGUGUCCAUUGUGACCCUGAUCGAUUUAAUAACUGAAAUCUCAGGGCACUACAUGCUCAGAGCCAGUCUUAUGGCCUGUUAGACAGCUUGUGGCCUUGUUCCAUGGAUAUCCAGUCACUAUCACCACUUUGUCUUUUCACAGAGAGCUGGACCACCAGGACCCCCGGGCCCUCAAGGACCCCCAGGAAUUCCCGGCAAAGAUGGAAUAGAUGUAAGUAACGCUAUGAUCAGGGGCUCGGUUGGACCUUGAUAGACUCACACUAUGGAUAGAUUAACCUCUUUGUGUCUGGAGUCUGUGUUAUGUGUCAGCGGUGUAUGUGGCACCGAAGAGGUUAAUGAGAUGCCUGCCUGCUGUGUUUAUUUAGUGCAGUAUAAAGGAAGCUCUGUGUACAGGGAGCCCCCCCCCCCCUCCCAGCUCCUGCCAGCAAUAUACAGAGCUCCUUGUCUGUUUCAUGGACCACAUCUGCUCCCGCAAGGAGACUGCAAUCUGAUCAUUCACACCGGCAGCAGCGUACAAACACCGGCCGGGGGCCCAUAGGGGCUCAUUAAUAAUAAUCAUAAUACGAACUAAUACAAGCAGAUCACGUUAGUUAAUAGUCAUAGAACAUUUUUGCAUUGAAGUAAACGUAGAUCACCUCUCAGACAUUCACCUUCUGUAUUAAAGGGGAAGGUGUGUUUAGCUUACUAGAGUGACUGGGCCACAGAACUUACAAUCAUAUUAUAGUGAUGUCAUUGAUACUGUAAAGCUGCCCAGUGUUACUCUCUCCCUGCAAUUAUAUCAGAUUAUGCUCUGUCAAUAAACCAAAGCAGAAACCGCUUCCUUUCUAAUCACAUCUCUCCCUUCAUCCCUAUCUCUCUCUCCACCUUCUCUCCUUUCAUCCCUCUCUCUACCUUCUCUCCUUUCAUCCCUCUCUCUCUCCACCUUCUCUCCUUUCAUCCCUCUCUCUCUCUCUCUCUCUCUCUACCUUCUCUCCUUUCAUCCCCCUAUCCCUCUCUCUCUCCACCUUCUCUACUUUCAUCCCUCUCUCUCCUCCUCUCCAUCCCCCUCGCUCGCUCUCUUCUUCCAUUCCCCCCUCUCUCUGUUUACCUCCUUCCCUAUCGCUAUCUCUCUCUUCUUCCAUCCCUGUGUGUGUGUGUGUGUGUGUGUCUCUCUCUCUCUGUCUACCCCCUAUUACUAUAUCUCUAUCCUUCCUUCCAUCCCUCUCUGUCUCUCACUUUCUAUCUCUGUCUACCUCCUUCCCCUCUCUCUCUCCUUCCAUCCCUCUAUCUAUCUCUCUUCCUCCUCCCCUCACGUAUAUCUCUGAUUCACUAUCUCUAUCUCCCGCUCUCCUUUCUUCUUUCUCUGUCACCCCUCCCUCUCUCUCUCAUUCACUAUCUCUAUUUCUAUCUCACCCCCUCCCUCUCCAUCUCUCACUACCUCAUUCUCAUCUCACCUUUUCUUUCUCCAAUCCAUUUAAUUCAAAGUGAUUUCUACUGGUAUAAACGUAAUGGGUACAUGGUACUAACUGUCCCCAACCCACAGUGAACACACAACAUAAAACUGUCCCCAACCCAUAGUGAGUGAACCCUAUAAAACUGACCCCCACCCAUAGUGAGCGCAUCCUAUAAAACUGUCCCCCACCCAUAGUGAGCACACCCCAUAAAACUGUCCCCAACCCAUAGUGAGUGCACCCUAUAAAAUUGUCCCCCACCCAUAGUGAGCGCACACCAUAAAACUGUCCCAAACCCAUAGUGAGCGCACCCCAUAAAACUGUUCCCCACCCAGAGUGAGCACACCACAUAAAACUGUCCCCAACCCAUAGUGAGUGCACCCUAUAAAACUGUCCCCCACCCAUAGUGAGCGCACACCAUAAAACUGUCCCAAACCCAUAGUGAGCGCACCCCAUAAAACUGUUCCCCACCCAGAGUGAGCCCACCCAGAGUGAGCGCACCCCAUAAAACUGUCCCCAACCCAUAGUGAGUGCACCCUAUAAAAUUGUCCCCCACCCAUAGUGAGCGCACACCAUAAAACUGUCCCAAACCCAUAGUGAGGGCACACCAUAAAACUGUCCCCCACCCAUAGUGAGCACACCCCAUAAAACUGUUCCCCACCCAGAGUGAGCGCACCCCAUAAAACUGUGCCCCACCCAGAGUGAGCGCACCCCAUAAAACUGUGCCCAACCCAUAGUGAGCGCACCCCAUAAAACUGUCCCCCACCCAGAGUGAGCGCACCCCAUAAAACUGUGCCCAACCCAUAGUGAGCGCACCCCAUAAAACUGUCCCCCACCCAUAGUGAGCGCACCCCAUAAAACUGUGCCCAACCCAUAGUGAGCGCACCCCAUAAAACUGUGCCCAACCCAUAGUGAGCGCACCCCAUAAAACUGUCCCCCACCCAGAGUGAGCGCACCCCAUCAAACUGUCACCCACCCAUAGUGAGCGCACACCAUAAAACUGUCCCAAACCCAUAGUGAGCGCAACCCAUCAAACUGUCACCCACCCAUAGUGAGCGCACCCCAUAAAACUGUCCCCCACCCAGAGUGAGCGCACCCCAUAAAACUGUCCCCCACCCAGAGUGAGCGCACCCCAUAAAACUGUCACCCACCCAUAGUGACACAUGGACAAAGAGGGUCCCUUUAAUUUUAGGGGGGUGGGUGUGGCCAGGGGCGGGUCUGUCCUAAAUGAGAGAUAAGGUGUGGCCAUGGGCGUGGCUGUAUUAAAUGAGGUUGUGGCUAGGGGCAGGGCUAUUCUUACUAAUAAUAAUUUAUGCAACUAAAAAGAACAAACCGCUGAAUAUGAUCAAUAUAUCUUGCACUAGGUGUUUCGGGACCCCAGACAGAAACAUUUAAAUGAUUCCAAAACAUUAUGGAGGUUUCAUUUGGGGGAUUUAAUGAUUAAAAGGCUGUGCACUCUCUAUCAGCACAAUUUAUGUUGAAUUAUUUUAUUUCUCUCUUAGGGCGAGCAAGGACCUGCUGGUCUGCCUGGACCCCCGGUAAGUGAAAAGUGAGACCCCCGAAUCACUGUGAAAGGAUUACUGCGAAUUAUUGCGAUGCACCUAGUGAAGGCGAGAAUAGUGCGGUAAUAACUCACAGGCAGAGAAAGUGUUCAGCGAGUGCUGAAUGCUUAUCUCCCAAUAUUUCAAUAUUGACUGGAGGACACUUUCAUUUUAGGGGAGUGAGUGGGGGUGUGGCCAGGGCUUCUUCUGAGUGGGGUAGGGCUGAUUACUAAUAACAAUUUAUCCAACUAAAAUGUAAUUUAUAACAAGAACAAUGUAUCUUAUUUACGCAGACUGAUUUCUAAACACAUUUAUUGUAGUUUAAAGACACAUAACUGGGAGUAUUAUUGCUGUGGAGCUCUGUUAUACACUCAGACACAUUACUGGGAGUAUUAUUGCUGUGGAGCUCUGUUAUACACUCAGACACAUUACAGGGAGUAUUAUUGCUGUGGGGCUCUGUUAUACACUCAGACACAUUACUUGGAGUAUUAUUACUGUGGAGCUCUGUUAUACACUCAGACACAUUACUUGGAGUAUUAUUGCUGUGGAGCUCUGUUAUACACUCAGGAACACUAACAAUCUGGAGCUCCAAGAUAAGAGGGACAUUAGGACAAAAAAAGAGAGAUUUAGCCAAAAAUAGGGACUGCCCUUCCUAAAUAGGGACACUUGGAAGGUAUGUAUAUUAGUUUCUGUCUUGUGUGGGGCCAGAAAGAAGGUGCAUGACAACGUGCAAAGAUUCAUAAAUAUCCUUAAAGGGAUAACCAAUCUGUAACUUAUUUUUGAAUAUUCGAUUGCAACUCCCAUCAACACAAGACCAGAGUCUAGCUAAGGGUGGUAGGGAUGCAACUCCUAUAACCCAUAUGUCAUAUAAUGAAUACAUGAAUUCCUUGGGCCCCAGUCUCUACGCAUUUCUUUGACAUUAUGCCUUUAUGCCAGAAAAAGUGAAAGUCCGAUAGAUCAAAAAUGACGAUUACGGGGAUGAAAUACUCAAACAUAUUAAUUAUAUAGCCACCCAAAAUAAUUACCCCAAAUUUUUUGAAUCCGUUUACAACACUUUGAUAAAUAAAAAUGUGUACCAGCGUGAGGGGUUCUAAGGCCGGUUAGACCAAGAGUAGUGAACGCAGGGAACAGCAUUCUGGAAUAAAAAGGAAUGUUACUCCCAGCAUGCUAAGCAAGUAUUUCUUAUCUGCUGAGUUUGCAGGUUUCAAGGCACGUAAUAGAUUAUAAUGUUCUGCUUAUUAUAUCCAUGCUCAUUUUAUUAACAAUAGCACUGUAAUGCAAUCUGCAAAUGUUCAUUUAUUUAAUUCUGUUCUAAUUUGACAGGGACCUAAAGGGGCUCCUGGAAAACCAGGUGAGGCUGGUAAACCAGGCCUGUCCGGACUUCCAGGGAUUGAUGUAAGUGUCUCAUUAACCUGUUCUUCCACAGAUCCCAGAAAAGGGUUAACCAGACUUGGUAAUUAAAGAAAAGCUGGGAGCUCAGGAGUUAAUAUACCAAUUAAUCUGACAUCUCUAUCUCAGGGGCUGACUGGACCAGAUGGGAAACCUGGGCCUGAUGGACCCCCAGGGGAACGGGUAAGUGUGCAGAUGGCAUAUAACUGGUUAAAUAUAUGGUUUGAUGUUCUGCUUCAUUUCAGCUGGUACCGGGGUUAGUGUAUUAUGUAUGUACAUUAUAUAUGUUAUAGAGCUGAGGAACCCUCAGAUACCUUUAUUGGUAUUUAUGAAGCAGCUACAUAUUCUGCAGCACUGUACAAUAGGUGAGAUAGAUGUAGAGAUGAUUGGGGGUAUGAGAUUGAUGUAGGGGUCAGUGGGGAUCAUGAGAUUGAUUUAGGGGAGAAUGGUGGUCAUGAGAUUGAUGUAGGGGGUCAUGAGAUUGAUGUAGGGGUCAGUAGAGGUUAUGAGAUUGAUCUAAGGGUGAGUGGGGGGUCAUGAGAUGGAUGUGGGGGUCAUGAGAUGGAUGUGGGGGUCAUGAGAUUGAUGUAGGGGGUCAGUGGAGGUCAUGAGAUAGAUGUAGAGAUGAUUGGGGGUCAUGAGAUUGAUGUAGGGGUCAUGAGAUUGAUUUAGGGGAGAAUGGUGGCCAUGAGAUUGAUGUAGGGGUCAGUGGGGAUCAUGAGAUUGAUUUAGGGGAGAAUGGUGGCCAUGAGAUUGAUGUAGGAGGUCAGUAGAGGUUAUGAGAUUGAUCUAAGGGUGAGUGGGGGUCAUUAGAUUGAUGUAGAGGUGAUUGGGGGUCAUGAGUUUGAUGUAGGGGUAUAUGGGGGUCAUGAGAUUGAUGUAGAGAUGAAGGGGGGUCAUGAGAUUUACAUAGGUGUAAGUAGGUGUCAUGAGUUUGUAUUGGUGAUUGGGGUCAUGAGAUUGAUCUAACUUAGAGUGAAGGCAUAGAGUGUUGGUGGUGAAUAGAGACUAUCAGGAUCAUAGAGUAUUAAUGGAUAGGAAGUAUCGGGGCAUAGAGUAUUGUAUUGGUGGGGAGAAUUGGGACUCAAAUAGCUGUGAGAGAGAAUCGGGAGUCAGAGAGAGUGGGGGGUCAUGAGAUUGAUGUGUGGCUCGUGAGAUUGAUGUAGGGGUGAGUGGGGGUCAUGAUAUUGAUGUGUGGCUCGUGAGAUUGAUGUAGGGGUGAGUGGGGGUCAUGAUAUUGAUGUGUGGCUCGUGAGAUUGAUGUAUAGAUGAUUGGGGGUCAUAAGAUUGAUGCAGGGGUGAGUGGGGGUCAUGAGAUUGGUGUAGUAGUGAUUCAGAGUCAUGAGAUUAAUGUAAGAGUGAUUUGGGUUCAUGAGAUUGAUAUAUGGGUGAUGAGAUUUAUGUAGGGUUAAGUGGGGUGAGUGGAGCUCAUGAGAUUUAUGUAAGGGUGAGUGGAGAGAAAGAAUUGUGAGACAGAGAGAGAAUCUAGAGACCGAGAGAGACAAUAUCAAGGGACAGAGACACAAUAUCAAGGUACAGAGUAAGUGAAAGAGAAUCGGGAGACAGAGAGAGAGCGAGAGAGGAUCGGGAGAGAGAGAAUCGGGAGAGAGAGAAUAUCAAGGGGCAGAGUGAGAGAGGGAAGCGUGAGAGAAUCUGGAGACAGGUAGGGAGAAAGAGAAUAUUAGGGGGCAGAGUGAGAGAACGAGAGAGAACCAGUGAGAAAGUUAUCAGGACCCUAUGUAAGUUGUACAGAAUGUUUUGUUUAUUUUUUUACCGUUUAGGUCCUUCUACAUGAUGACUGCCCUCCACGUGUACAAUUAAUAUAAUGUCAGGAGAAAAUCAUGGCGUUACUUUCAGUAAAUUACGUGUCACAAGGCAGCACUUUUCAUGCCCAGAAUGACAUGCACUUACAUAAACACUAUGAAAUGUCUGACCUGGAGGCUUGGCUCUAUGUAUGAGUAUUCAACGAUUAUAUGGAUGUUGCUUCUCCCUUUCAAGGAAAUCUAAAAAGUGCCAAUGCUGUAUGUGCUCAUUUGCAUAUCUUGCAUGGCAUUCUGGGUGUGCUGUGGUUAUACAGUAAUAAGAGCUGCUGUGUAUAGGCAGAUAUUUAGGUUCAAUCAAAGGAGGGGAGGUAAUUAUACUUUAUACACACAUAAAAUGUAGAGCAUUAACCCUAUGUGUACCCAGGUACACAUUUGCUGUGAAGCAUUCUGUCUCAAUAAGUGUGAAAUGCUUCCAACACAAAGCCUUCUGCAAAAACACAGGCUGGCAAAUGAAAUAACACAAAUCGGCUAUUAGUGGCCAAGUGUUUAAAUACAGGACCCUGUUCCUGGGUGAGGUUAUAUCUGGGUAUGUACCACUUUUUUCCUGGCAUUGACAGUGUGUAUUGCCGUGUUUGUCCUCUUUAUAAUUUAUAUUGAAAUAUUGCAUACAUACAUAUACCCCUGGUUACAGCAAUUAAUACCCAAUACAAUACUAUACCCAGGACAUACUUGAAAAUGAGAGAAAUCUCAAUGUAUCCUUCCUGGUAAAAUAUUUUAUAAAUAAAUAAACUAUAAAUGCAGUACAGAUGUCAGGUUUGUUGAACUGCAGGGUUUUUGUGAUCCCCAUACUGUCUGAAAGGUUGACAGACUGUGAUGUUUUGUAUAUUUUAGGGAGAUAUCGGACCUCCUGGGCCAGAUGGACCUCCGGUACGUAAAGAAUCCGCCAAAUCUAGACUGGACGUGAAGGAGUGACCCUUUCUUUUUGUGCUAUGUGACAGCAGGUCAACUGGGAGAUUGUGAUUAAUUAAAAGUUUUGUGGGAUUCUAUUGGUUGUAUGUCCUACAUCCAUAAUGCGAUCUUCAAAAUAGAACCCAGACAAUCGACUGGUCUGUCUACAAAGGGCAUAAACCAUGGAUAAAAAAGAUUAGAAUGUAAAAUGAAAUGGAAAAAAUACAGAAUUUCACACCAACAUCCUGUUUCUAUAAUGCAGUAUUACCAUACCAUCAGUAGUUCAUAGAAUCCAUCUUUAUUUGUCUCUGCAGCUGUGAAGGUAGUGAGAGUUUUACUGUGAUAAGAUGCUUUACUCCUUACUAAUUUUUUUAUGUUUCUUGGUUUUCUUUUAGGGUCGAGGACCUUCAGGACCUCCUGUAAGUGUGACCUUUUUCUACCAAAUGAUUUCACCUUUCUCCAUAAAAGAGAUUGGUCCUUGGGUGACCUUUCUCCAUCAGAGAGUGGGCCUUGGGAGACCUUUCUCCUUCACAGAGACUGGGCCUUGGUUGACCGUUUUUUUCAUUAGAGAGACUGAGGCUUGGGUGAUCUUUCUCCAUCACAGAGCUUGAGCCUUGGGUGACCUUUCUCCAUUAAAGAGACUGGAUAUUGGGUGCCUUAUCUCCAUCACAGAGACUAGGCCUUGGGUGACUUUUUAACAUCACAGAGACUGGGCCUUGGGUGACUUUUUAAGAUAACAGAGAGUGGGGUUUGGGAGACCUUUCUCCAUCAUUGAGACUGGGCAUUGAGUGACCUUUCUCUGUUAAAGAGACUCAGUCUUGGGUAAUCUUUCUCCGUCACAGAGACUUGGCCUUGGGUGAGAGCCUGGGCUUCUCCAUCACGGAGAGCCUGGGCUUGGGAGACCUUUCUCCAUCACAGAGACUGGGCCUUGGGAGACCUUUCUCCAUCACAGAGACUGGGCCUUGGGAGACCUUUCUCCAUCACAGAGACUGGGCCUUGGGAGACCUUUCUCCAUCACAGAGACUGGGCCUUGGGAGACCUUUCUCCAUCACAGAGACUGGGCCUUGGGAGACCUUUCUCCAUCACAGAGACUGGGCCUUGGGAGACCUUUCUCCAUCACAGAGACUGGGCCUUGGGAGACCUUUCUCCAUCACAGUGACUAUGCCUUGUGAGACCUUUCUCCAUCAUUGAGACUAGGCAUUGAGUGAUCUUUCUCUGUUACAGAGACCGGAUCUUGGGUAACCUUUCUCCAUCACAAAGACUGGGCCUUGGGUGAUCUCUCUUCAAUAGAGAGCCUGAACUUUGGGUGAUCUUUCUCCAUUACAGAGACUAGGCCUUGGAAGACCUUUCUCUAUUACAGAGACUGGGCCUUGGAAGACCUUUUUCCAUUACAUAGACUAGGCCUUGGGUGACCUUUCUCCAUCACAGAGACUAGGCCUUGGAAGACCUUUCUCUAUUACAGAGACUAGGCCUUGGAAGACCUUUCUCUAUUACAGAGACUAGGCCUUGGAAGACCUUUCUCAAUUACAGAGACUAGGCCUUGGGUGACCUUUCUCCAUUACAGAGACUAGGCCUUGGAAGACCUUUCUCCAUUACAGAGACUGGGCAUUGGUGACCUUUCUCCUUAACAUAGACUGGGUCUUGAGUGACCUUUCUCCAUCACAUAGACUGGGUCUUGGGUUGCCUAUUUCCACUCUUAGUGAUUCCAGUUGGAUCUUGGGAGAUCAUGAUAUAGAAUGCAAUUCCAGUAUGCAUUUAGAUAGUGUAUUAUCAUUAGCUGGAACAUAGACAUCCAGUUCCGAUUGUGUUAGAGCCUGUGUUCAGAUCAUAGGCGUGCGCAGCCUAUUGAGCACAAACACACGCUGCGUGUAUAUGUAUGUGUGUGUGUGUGUGUGUGUGUAUGUAUGUAUGUGUGUGUGUGUAUGUAUAUGUAUGUGUGUAUAUAUAUAUAUAUAUAUAUAUAUACACUCACACACAUACAUACACUGGUGUGUGUGUGUGUGUGUGCUGCAUGAGGGUGGUUUGAGGGUGUUGUGUGUGUGUGUAAGGGUGCUGUGUGUGAGGGUGCUGUUAAUGUGAUGUGUGUGUGUGUGUUUGUUAGGGUCCUGUUAGUGUGCUGUGAGGGUGCUGUUUCUGUGCUCUGUGUGCGAGGGUGCUAUAUGUGCGAGGGUGCUGUGUGUGUGUGUGUGUGGGUGCUGUGCUGUGUGGGUGUGUGUGUGUGGGUGCUGUGUGUGUGUUUGGGUGCUGUAUGUGUGUGUGGGUGCUGUAUGUAUGCGAGUGUGUGGAUGCUGUGUGUGUGUGGGUGCUGUAUGUGUGUGCUGUGUGGGUGUGGGUGCUGUGUGUCUGUGGGUGCUGUAUGUGUGUAGGUGUGUGUGCUGUAUGUAGGUGCUGUGUGUGUGGGUGCUGUAUGUGUGUGGGUGAUUGUGGGGGGUGGAGGUGGGGGUACAUUACUUAAUAUCCCCCUCCCUUCUUACCUUAUGUAGGGAGGGGGGAUUCUUGUUCCUGCUGCUUUCCCUGGUGGUCCAGUGGAGGCUAGAGUUCACUGCAGUUCACUCUCGCGAGAUCUGAGCGUUGCCACGGCAACAUUCAGAACUCAAAAGAGGAACCCUGCGGAGCUGUUGGUUGAACUCCCCGGGUCCUCUCCUGCCUCCCUCCAUGCUGCAGUGGGGAGGGAGGCUUAGAGCAGAGCCGGCGGAUAGCGCUGGCUCUGCAUGAGCCGACAGGGGGGAUCCUGAGAUCUUCCCUGCCGGUCUCACUCCAUAGGCGUGCUGCGGGGAUUAGGGUGUGCCCAGGCACAACAGGCACACCCCGUGUGCACGCCUAUGGUUCAGAUAGGAUUGUGCAAGUAACCAUAUGUUGUUGAUGAAGCAAUAAUGAAGCACUUGAUCACUUUUUUUACAUUAUUUGAAAGAUAGCUCCCACAUAUUGAUUAGAUCCUAGUGUUUAACUGACUUGUAUGAAGUUAGAUUGUCACCAUCCCAAUGAGUCUAACCUAAACUGCAAGAUACUCCCAGCAGUACAGGCUUCUCACUCUCUGUUCUUUGCCUCCUUUCAGGGUCUGGCGGGACCCAGCGGAUUACCCGGUGGACGCGGACCUCAAGGCCCCUUGGUAGGAACUCUUAUUUCUUUACCCACUGAUAUACUGAAAGCCACUGUUACCUCCACCUCAACCACAACUGUUCCACAGGAAGCCCACGGUGUUGUGUUUGGGAUAGCCCGAAGCUUCCAGUGACACUGCUGGUUAACAUGAUAGGGAUCGACCUAUGUUAGUAUGCAGUUUGUUAAAAAAAUACAUCACCAUUUCAUCGAUAGGGCUCUGUUAAGUUAAUGCAGAGUGUGUGAAAUUAGAGAAACUGGCCUUUUAAGUUAUACCCUACAUGAGUCAUUGCUCACAACUCUAACAUUCAAGGUUUAAUCGGUUCUUCAACAGUGUCAUUAUGUUGCUUACUUCCUGUGACAUUUAAUGGUAAAAUGGUUGUCCGGUGGGUGAAUAAGCAAAGUUAAAAUGUACCCUUUAUAAAUGUAUGUGUAAACUUUCUUAAACAGAGAUACCCUAAAGUUCAUGAAAAAGUACCCAAAUGUAUUCAGGAACCCCCAGCCUUGAGAUGUUGGCCAUCUUGGGUAGUACAGGCAGUUAUUGGGCGUUAUCACUUUAUCACAGCACAUGGUGAUGUCAUUAUGUCAUUGCUGAUAGCCCCCUCCCCCCAAUACUUGUAUUUGAGUAACACUUGUUUAUUUCUGAUUUUAUAGGGACCUUCAGGACCUCAAGGGUUGCCUGGUCCUCCUGGCCUACCAGGACCCCCAGUAAGUUUAUGUUCAUGAGACAUCAUGCUGAUACAGAGGUGCUGGACUAUAUUAACACACUAAUAUGUAAAUAUUAACAUGAAGAUACGGAAACAUACUUAUACAUAACAAUGAAACUAUAAUAUGCAGACUAUGGAAUAUAGUCAUGCACAUUUACAUAAUAACACACAAACCAGGAACAUAAUAACAAAUAUACACUUGAAUAAAGUAACACGUAACUAUUGGUACAUAGUUACGCUCAGAUACUGGAACAUAGUAACACAUAGACACUGGAACAUAGUAACAAGUAGACACUGGAACAUAGUAACACUCAUACAUUGGAACAUAGUAGCACAGACACUGGAACAUAGCGACAUAUAGUAAUAUUCAGACGCCGUAACACUGGGACACCGGACCCCGUAACACUGGGACACCGGACCCCAGUAACACUGGGACACCGGACCCCAGUAACACUGGGACACCGGAACCCAGUAACACUCGGACACCGGAACCCAGUAACACUCGGACACCGGAACCCAGUAACACUUGGUAACUGGAACAUUAAAUGUUACUGUGUUCUAAUAUGUAUGUGUUACUAUGUUCCAGUGUCUGUUUGUUACUAUGUUUCAAUAUCUGACACUGGAACAUUGUAGCACAUAGAUAUUGGAACAUAGUAACACAUAGACACUGGAACAUAGUGACAUAUAGACACUGGAACUAAUGACAUAUAGACACUGGAUCAUAGUAACAAUCGGAUACUGGAACACAGGAGCAAAUAGACACUGAAACAUAGUUACUCCUGAGACCGGAACAUAGUAACAUAUAGUAAUAUUCAGAUACUGGAACAUAGUAACAUUCAGACACUGGAACAAAGUAACACAUAGAUAUCGUAACAAAUAGUCACUGGAAUGUAAUAACAAGUAGACACUGUAACAUAGUAGUAGUCAGACACUGGAACAUAGUAGCACUUAAACCUAGAACAUAGUGACAUAUGGUAAUAAUCAGACACUGGAACAUAGUGUAGGAACAUAUAAUAAUCAGACACUGGAACGUAGUGACAUAUAGUAAUAUUCAGACUCUGGAAAACACAAACACACGGACACUGGAACAUAAUAAAAAGUAGAUACUGAAAUGUAAUAAAAAGUAGACACUGGAACAUAGUAAAACUCAGACACUAGAACACUGUAGCACUCAGAUACUGGAACAUAGUGACAUAUAGUAAUAAUCAGACACUGGAACAUAGUGACAUAUAGUAGUAUUCAGACUCUGGAACAUAGUGACAUAUAGUAAUAUUCAGACUCUGGAACAUAGAGGAAAAUGGAACAUAGUAACAUUCAGACACUGGAACAGAUUAGCAUGCAAACACUGAGCAAUGUACCACCACACAUCUGUUAUGGUUCCAGACUCUGAGACCACUAACUCUAUAUUUACCUAUUCUCGUGUCCUUUGCAGGGUCUGCCAGGGGUUAUUCCAGAUGGUAACGGUGAUUUGCAGGUAUGUAUUAACCAUUCUCCUGCUUUUCUCAGACUGUGACAUUUAGUAACACUCCCAGCACCUCACAGACAAGAUAAUGAGCCAGUCCGUGCCAUUGACCCCAAUAAUGGUCUUCCUGAGGUCACGAGGUCAGACGUUUCUUGUAGAUGGUGCCCAGGUUUGCACACAUCUCUGGAGGGAUUUUGUCCCACUCCUCUUUGCAGAUCCUCUCCAAGUCAUUAAGGUUUCCAGGCUGACGGCUCCCUCCACAGAUUUUCUAUGAGAUUAAGGUCUGAAAACUGUCUAGGCCACUCCAAAACCUAAAUGUGCUUCUUCUUGAGCCACUCCUUUGUUGCCUUGGCUGUGUGUUUUGGGUCAUUGUCUUGCUGGAAUACCCAUCCACGACCCAUUUGCAAUCCCCUGGAUGAGGGAAGGAGGUUUUCACCCAAGAUUUUACUGUACAUGGCCCCGUCCAUCGUCCCUUUGAUGCAGUGCAGUUGUCCUGUCCACUUAGCAGAAAAACACCCCCAAAGCAUAAUGUUUCCACCUCCAUAUUUGACGGUGGGGAUGGUGUUCUUGGGGUCAUAGGCAGCAUUCCUCCUCCUCCAAACACAGCCAGUUGAGUUGAUGCCAAAGAGCUCGAUUUUGGUCUCAUCUGACCACAACACUUUCACCCAGUUCUUCUCUGAACCAUUCAGAUGUUCAUUGGCAAACUUCAGAAGGCCUGUACAUGUGUUUUCUUGAGCAGGGGGACCUUGCAGGUGCUGUAGGAUUUCAGUCCUUCACGGCGUAGUAUGUUACCAAUUGUUUUCUUGGUGACUAUGGUCCCAGCUGCCUUGAGAUAAUUAACAAGAUCCUCCCUUGUCGUUCUGGGAUGAUUCCUUACAAUUCUCAUGAUCAUUGAAACUCCACCAGUUGAGAACUUGCAUGAAGCACCAGACUGAGGGAGACUGACAGUUAUUUUGUGUUUCUUCCAUUAGCGAAUAAUCGCACCACUGUUGUCACCUUCUCACCAAGCUGCUUGGCAAAGGUCUUGUAGCCUAUUCCAGCCUUGUGUAGGCCUACAAUCUUGUCUCUGACAUCCUUGGACAGCUCUUUGGUCUUGGCCAUGGUGGAGAGUUUGGAAUCUGAUUGAUUGCUUCUGUGGACAUAUGUCUUUUCUAAUGUGCUGAGAUUAGGAGCACUCCCUUUAAGGGAGUGCUCCUAAUCUCAGCUUGUUACCUGUAGAAAAGACACCUGGGAGCCAGAAAUCUUGCUGAUUGAUAGGGGAUGAAAUACUUAUUUCACUCAUUGACAUGCAAAUCAAUUUAUAACUUUUUUGACAUGCGUUUUUCUGGAAUAUUUUUUUGUUUUGUUAUUCUGUCUCUCACUGUUAAAAUACACCUGUGGCAAACCUAGCCACUUGGACUAUAACCAGAGACUAUAUCUUUAAGGGUUGCCUAUAGGUCUGGGGAGAUAUGUGCUUUACUCUGUAUGUUGUAUGCUACAUGUAUUGUCUGGAUUGCCUGUAUUUGCCAUCUGCCGAAUGCAAAUGGCGGUUUGUAUGGGGAUUUUCUUUCGUUUCACGAACGGCACUUUGGAGGGCCGUUCGUGAACCGAACGCAAUACCCCUAAUAGCCCACACACUUAGAGGCGUGUGGCGCUGGUUAACCGAUUAAUUAGAGGCUCUCCUGGGUGGCCGUCGUUCGACUACCGACCAUGCGGCGGUCGGCCAUCUUGGAUCCUUUGUUCCCUCGGCGCUACUAGGUCGUCGAGCACAUGGUACUAAAAACGGCUACUCGACGGCACGAACACCGCUGAGCCUCCAGGACGUUUGGGAGUUUCGGGCCAUUCGGUAUUUUGUUCCCUAAAAGCAAUCGGUUCUUUUUAUAUGUGUUAUAAGAAAUGUGUUUUUCGUGCGGCGUUCGGUUAUUUUAGCUGGGAUCUGAGCGGUAAUCUCACGAAUGAGGCACUCAGACCCCAGCUAUCUACCGAACGUCCAUUCGUGUAAAUCCACCGUACAUUCACCAAGUUAUGGAUUUUUGUGUAAAUUGUCGGUUCUGCUGCACGAGGGGAUAAUCCACUUAACGGUGGGUUCUGGGAGGAGGACCCCUCUCGUGCAGCAGUGCCUGAUGGGAGAAAUAUGCUGUAAUGUAAGUCCCCAUGUAGUCCCCUCUGGGAGUGCCCCUGGGAAGGGACUCAGGAAACCCCUUGCAUGGGGACUUGUAUAAAUUGUGCAGCCGAAUUAAAGGAUUUCAGUUGACUCUCAGAACUGUGUCUCGUCCGGUUACUGGGAGGUUGGGGAUAUUGCCUUGUUGUUUCAGUGCUUGACUGUGUAUUAUUUCCUGAACCAGCGGAAUUCGUGGAUUUAAUAUUGGCGUUCCGCUACAAUUGGUGGCAAGCGACGGGAUCCAACUCUACAGCCGAAUACAGUGCGUUCGAAUGAAAGGAACAACCGAACGGAAAAAGGGAAAGGAAAUUCGUAUGAAACAAACAGACGAAAGUGAUCAGUGAAUGGGGACGGAUUACACGGCGUUAAAGAGGCAGACGCUAAAGGAACUGCUGGAAGCUAGAGGGAAAAGCGCUAGCAACAAAUCUAAAGCAGUACUCAUUGCAGAGCUGAUGGAAGGUGACCAAGCACACAGCAGUCCACCCCCACCGGCCAGGGAGGAAACACCGUAUCAGAGGGAACUGAGAACCUGGUUGGAAUUUGUACCCCAGCCAGUACCCCUGGACAUAUUGACCGUACUGAUGGCAGACGUCCAGGACUACAUUAUGGCACAGCAAUCUCCGGGGGCACCCUCCAGGGCAGAAUCCAUCACCAACUCAUUCUGCACUCCAAUAAAGCAGAAAAUACCUUACCAGGCAUUUAAAGCGUUCUGCGAGGAGAAGGAUGAGAUAGACGGAUACCUGCAGGAUUUCGAGCGGUUAUGCGACCUACACGACCUGGAGCAGGCGAUGUGGGUACCCCUACUGGCAGGCAAGUUGGCAGGACGAGCAGCAGAGGCGUAUCGCGCUGUGCCCAGAGAGGACAGCAAGGACUAUUUUAAAGUGAUACGGGCAAUUCUAGAAAGGUAUGCCAUAACCCCGGAGGCAUACCGGCGAAAAUUUUGGGGAUUGAAAAAGCCCGAAAGAGAUUCCCACGCAGAGUGGGCGCAUAAGCUUGACCAAGCUUCACAAGGGUGGAUUCAGACAAGCCAAGCCACCACCAUGGAAGGACUGCGCCAACUCAUCCUGCUGGAGCAGUUCUUUAACGGCCUGUCACCGGAGGCACAGGAGUGGGUAAGGGACAGAAAACCUCUCACCCUCACAGCAGCCGCCCGAUUGGCAGAUGAACAUUUUGAUGCCCGGAGGCACCAUGGGCUCACCAACAGGGGUCCCCUGAGACCGCCAGUACAACACCACCCGACCAUCUCCACACCUGCCAACCCUACCCCAUUCAGGCCAGCAUCCGGAAACCCCCCACCACCAUCCCGCUACAAUGGCAGAGCCAACAUACAAUGCCAUACCUGCCGGCAGUGGGGACAUAUGUCCCGGGAGUGCACCCAGAAUCGGAGUAGGCAGGCGUGGAACCAGGUAUGGCAGAACUCUGCCCCGAGGGCGGCGGCCCAUUUCUACCACACGGAACCUGACCACUCGGAGCUGGCAAGUCUGCAAAUCGAGGAACCGUUGGGGGUCCUAUAUGAAGUGAUGUCUGUGCAAGCCACGGACAACAGGCAGCAUCACUGCCAAGUUGUGUUUGUGGGGGGGAAAGAAGUACAGGGAGCCACUUUGACCUUAGUGGCACCACAUUUAGUGCCAGAUGCGGCCCACACUGGCGGAUCAGUGGCUGUCCGGGUAGCAGGGGGAGCAAUGUACCGGUUACCCACUGCCAAGGUGCAUUUGAACUGGGGUGCUGGGGAGGGGGUUGUAGAAGUGGCAAUAAUGAAGAAGUUACCGGCAGAUGUGGUUUUGGGGAAUGACUUGGGCCAGAUGACUUCCGCUUUCCUACCCCAGGCCCCUUCACAGGAGGCUCACCCGGUAACUACACGGCAACAGGCUCGCACCACGGCAUCACCAGCACACUCUGAGGGUCAGGUAAGGAACCAUGACCCCCCCCUGACAAAUAUGACCUGGGACACCCCAACCACUUUUGAAGCCGAGGUUCAGACAGACCCCACACUGCAGGUGUACCGAGAUAGGGUAGACACGGACCAGGUGGGGCGGGAGGGGGAACGGUACAUUUGGGAAAACAAGUUACUGUACCGGGUGGCUGAAAGGGCAAUAGGAAACUCUGUGACGCCCCAAACUAAGCAGCUGGUAGUACCCCAGAAGUAUAGGCCGGAGUUACUGAGAAUAGCCCAUGACAUCCCUCUGUCCGGCCAUUUAGGGAUGACCCGGACCCGGUAUCGCUUAACGCACGCUUUCUUUUGGCCCGGGAUUUCUAAAGAUGUAAGGCACUAUUGUACCUCCUGUGAUGUGUGUCAGAGGGUAGGCAAGAGAGGGGAUCGCCACAAGGCGAAACUGUGUCCCCUACCUAUAAUUGAGGAACCGUUCAGCCAUGUAGCUGUAGAUAUAGUGGGGCCACUACCAAAACCCAGCCCCUCUGGGAAGCGGUAUAUACUGACCGUGGUGGACUACGCCACACGGUACCCCGAGGCGAUUGCCUUAACCAAUAUUCACGCUGAGACCGUGGCCGAAGCCCUGAUGAAAAUAUUCUCCCAAGUAGGGUUCCCACAAGAAAUGGUCUCCGAUAGGGGGACACAAUUCACGGCUGAGGUGACUCAGCAGUUAUGGAGGAUAUGUGGCAUUAAGCCAAUCAUUAACUCAGCCUACCACCCUCAAUCCAACGGGUUAUGUGAGAGAUUCAACGGUACCCUAAAACAGAUGCUUCGGACAUUCGGAGAGACCCAUAAGGACUGGGAACGAUUCCUUCCCCAUCUGUUGUUUGCUUACAGAGAGGUACCCCAAGAAUCUACCGGUUUCUCCCCAUUUGAACUGUUAUUUGGGAGAAGGGUCCGGGGACCGUUGGAUCUCAUUAGAGAGCAUUGGGAGGGAGAGAGUAGCGCAGAUGGGACCCCUAUUGUACCAUACGUGCUGGCGUUCCGAGAUCGCCUGGAGGAAUUAACCCAGGCAGUGCGCACCAACCUCCAAGCCGCCCAGCAACGACAGCAUCGUUGGUAUGACAGAGGGGCCAGAGACCGUAGUUUUCAAGUGGGACAGAAGGUUUUAAUCCUCAAACCGGUCCGCACCGAUAAACUACAGGCCGUCUGGCAGGGUCCAUACCAGGUGGUAGAGCAGAGAUGUGAUACCACCUAUGUGAUCGGCCCAUGCUCCGGAGUAGGGAAGAGACGCAUGCUCCAUGUGAACAUGCUCAAACCCUACCACGAGCGAACUGAGGACGUGGCAGCUAUUUGCACGCCCGCCUCCGAAGAUCAGGAGAACUUGCCUCUUCCAGAUCUGUUAGAGCAGGAGGAGCAGAAGGAACCCUCCCAGGGGGUUCAGCUGGGGGAGCGGCUAAGUCCUCAAGAGCGUACCCAGGUACAAGAACUGAUAGUGACAAAGGGUGCCACCUUUUCUAACUUACCUGGGUACACUCCACUAGCCACUCACCGAGUAGAAACCCCGGGACAGCUUCCCAUGCGACAGACCCCAUAUCGGAUUCCUGAAUCCGUGCGGGAACAUAUGAGGAAGGAGAUUGAAGAGAUGUUGCAGUUGGGGGUUAUCGAACACUCCGAUAGCCCCUGGGCAUCGCCGGUAGUCUUGGUUCCCAAGAAAGACGGUACCACUCGGUUCUGCGUGGACUACCGGAGGUUGAACGACAAAACCGUGUCGGACGCCUACCCGAUGCCUCGGAUAGACGAACUGCUAGAUAGGAUGGCCAGGGGUCAGUAUCUCACUACAAUAGAUCUUUGUAAGGGAUACUGGCAAAUUCCACUAGCCGAAGACGCCAUUCCCAAGUCGGCGUUUGUCACCCCGUUUGGCUUGUACCAAUUUCGAGUCAUGCCAUUCGGGAUGAAGAACGCCCCCGCGACCUUCCAGCGGAUGGUGGAUCGGCUACUGGACGGGUUCCAGGAUUAUGCGUGUGCAUACCUGGAUGAUAUUGCCAUCUACAGUCAGACCUGGUCGGACCACCUACAACAUAUAGGGGCUGUAAUAGAUCGGAUCCGGGAGGCAGGGCUUACCCUGAAGCCAAGCAAAUGCCACAUAGGGAUGGCAGAGGUCCAAUACUUAGGGCACCGGGUCGGUAGCGGGCAACAGAAGCCUGAGACCGCAAAGAUUGAAGCUGUAGCCCAGUGGCCUACCCCUAGGACCAAAACCCAAGUCCUUGCUUUUUUAGGUACCGCCGGGUAUUAUAGAAAAUUUGUGCCCAAUUACAGUGCCCUGGCCAAACCCCUGACUGACUUAACGAAGAGAAACCUGCCCAGGCAGGUCAUCUGGGCCCCAGAGUGUGAACAGGCAUUCAACCAACUGAAGACGGCUCUGACCAAUGCCUCUGUACUGGCUGCUCCUGAUCCAACUAAACGUUUUCUUGUCCACACAGACGCCUCCAUGUUUGGAUUGGGAGCAGUACUGAGCCAGGUCGGAGCAGAUGGCGGAGAACAUCCCGUAGCAUAUUUGAGUCGGAAAUUGUUACCCCGAGAAGUGAGCUACGCCGCCAUAGAAAAAGAAUGCCUGGCCGUGGUGUGGGCCCUGAAAAAGUUACAGCCAUAUCUCUAUGGGCAACCCUUUUCUUUGCUCACAGAUCACAGCCCGUUGGUAUGGCUAAACCGUGUGGCUGGGGACAAUGCCAGGCUGCUGCGCUGGAGUUUGGCACUGCAGCCCUUUGACUUACGAUCCAUUAUCGCCCAGGGAAACAAAAUGGUAACGCCGACGGGUUAUCCAGACAAACAGACCUUGAGAAGUGAUCUGUGAGCGCUCCUCCGGACAUCCCCAAGCCGAUCCGUUAGGAUCAGACUGUGUAUGCCGGCUUGGUUCUGGGGGAGCAUUGUGGCAAACCUAGCCACUUGGACUAUAAUCAGAGACUAUAUCUUUAAGGGUUGCCUAUAGGUCUGGGGAGAUAUGUGCUUUACUCUGUAUGUUGUAUGCUACAUGUAUUGUCUGGAUUGCCUGUAUUUGCCAUCUGCCGAAUGCAAAUGGCGGUUUGUAUGGGGAUUUUCUUUCGUUUCACGAACGGCACUUUGGAGGGCCGUUCGUGACCCGAACGUAAUACCCCUAAUAGCCCACACACUUAGAGGCGUGUGGCGCUGGUUAACCGAUUGCAACAAUGUUGCAAUCGGUAAUUAGAGGCUCUCCUGGGUGGCCGUCGUUCGACUACCGACCAUGCGGCGGUCGGCCAUCUUGGAUCCUUUGUUCCCUCAGCGGUGCUAGGUUGUCGAGCGCAUGGUACUAAAAACGGCUACUCGACGGCAUGAACACCGCUGAGCCUCCAGGACGUUCGGGAGUUUCGGGCCAUUCGGUAUUUUGUUCCCUAAAAGCAAUCGGUUCUUUUUAUAUGUGUUAUAAGAAAGGUGUUUUUCGUGCGGCGUUCGGUUAUUUUAGCUGGGAUCUGAGCGGUAAUCUCACGAAUGAGGCACUCAGACCCCAGCUAUCUACCGAACGUCCAUUCGUGUAAAUCCACCGUACAUUCACCAAGUUAUGGAUUUUUGUGUAAAUUGUCGGUUCUGCUGCACGAGGGGAUAAUCCACUUAACGGUGGGUUCUGGGAGGAGGACCCCUCUCGUGCAGCAGUGCCUGAUGGGAGAAAUAUGCUGUAAUGUAAGUCCCCCAUGUAGUCCCCUCUGGGAGUGCCCCUGGGAAGGGACUCAGGAAACCCCUUGCAUGGGGACUUGUAUAAAUUGUGCAGCCGAAUUAAAGGACUCUCAGAACUGUGUCUCGUCCGGUUACUGGGAGGUUGGGGAUAUUGCCUUGUUGUUUCAGCGCUUGACUGUGUAUUAUUUCCUGAACCAGCGGAAUUCGUGGAUUUAAUAUUGGCGUUCCGCUACAACACCUACCAUUAAAAUUAUAGACUGAUCAUUUCUUUGUCAUGGACAAACAUUAAAAAUCAGCAGGGGAUCAAAUACUUGUUUCUACAUUCUCUCUAUGGAGAUAGCAGAAAGUUGAGUUUGUUUUGUUAUUGAUGUUGGGGCCAAGGGCCGUGAUAAUUCCAGCUUGUCCAAUCAAACAUUCAUUGACUUGCUAUGGUGGGGGAGAUGUCAGAUAAAAUCUCUGCCCUUGUCAGAUAUGGACAGUCAUGUACAACCAUUAGCAAUAACGGGGGACUUUCCCAGACAGGAAUGGGGUGUUCUGCAGUGCUUCCCUUACAAAUCAUGCAGCAUUGCAUCUGGUUUUCAGAGUACAUAUAGUACACCAUAUAUUUACCUUCACAGCGCCUCCCUUUCCAAAUCACACAUUGUAGAGAUAAGAGAGAUGUCCUGACACUCGGUUACAAUGGUGCCCCAAGCGGCAACACAGCUCGCACACCCAUCUUCUGACUGGAAGAUUGUGUUAAUAAGUACAAUCAGUUCACCAUUUGUGAUCCAUCCGAUACCGAAUUGAAAACUUAUUUUUUAAGCAUUUUAAACAGAAAUACAGCAUUCCUUACAAUCUCCAUCCUUUGAACCAUAUAAUUCUCUUUUCUUUAAUAACGGGCUUUGUUGUCCUUGAAAUUUGGGAGUUAUAUUUUAUCUGUAUCUUUAUUGUUGGAAAUAUUUUAUCGUCACAUUAUUUCACACACAAUUCACUAAUUUAGACGCAUAGUGAUUAAUUGAGGUUGAGUUAUUAAAUAACUAUAAGUGACAUUUUAUUGAUUUUACAGUACUCCUAGUGUACAUCGUUUGUCUCUUUCUUCCAAGCUCUGAAUCCUUUGCUUUAGCCUAGAAAUAUUACCCCUAUCACCGAACGAAUAACUGUGUCUUCUUCCUGCAGUGCCCGGCUGUGUGCCCGCCUGGACCCCCCGGACCUCCUGGAAUGCCAGGAUUUAAGGUAAAGUGCCAAAUGUUUCCUUAUUAUAUUUAACCGCUAGUGAUGAUGACGCGAACGUGAGCCCAUCCAUUAUGAUCCAGCUUGUGAUCUGCUGCAUUAAUCGUAUUCCUUACACCAGGAUGGGAGGCGAUCUAAUGGAUUACGAUGAUGGUCGCUGUAAUCUGUCAUGUCUUCCUGUUAGAGAUUGGUUACAUUUAAUGGUUAGUUAUUCGUUCUGUCCAAUGAUGUCGUAUAUCCUGAGAUCUGCUAUUACUCUGUUGUUGUGUGAAAUUCACUGCACAGAAGAUGGAGCGGACUAACUGCGAUAAGAAAUCCAUUAUCCAUUAUAAUAGAGGUGUAAAGAAUCUAUUCUAUUCGAUAUACCUUUCACAACACAGGUGUGGGUAGCACUUGUACAGAAUGUAGUUGUAGUGAUACACAGCGUUGGUGGAAAGCAAUAAAAACCAAUAGACUAACUUAUGUGUGUCCUGCAUAUUGUGUUCACACUGAUCUCUCUUUUCCAGGGUCACACAGGGCACAAAGGAGAACGAGGGGAGACUGGGAAAGAUGGGCAGAAGGUGAGUCUGUGGAGUCAUUCCUAAAUCUAUACACCCCCUGCUUCCUGUAAUUCACACCCUAAAUCUAUACACCCCCUGCUUCCUCUGAUUCCCACCCUAAAUCUAUACACUCCUGCUCCCGCAAUUCACACCCUAAAUCUAUACACCCCAGCUCCCUCAAUUCACACCCUAAAUCUAUACACCCCCUGCUUCCUGUAAUUCACACCCUAAAUCUAUACACCCCAGCUCCCGCAAUUCACACCCUAAAUCUAUACACCCCCUGCUUCCUGUAAUUCACACCCUAAAUCUAUCCACCCCAGCUUCCUGUAAUUCACACCCUAAAUCUAUACACCCCAGCUCCCGCAAUUCACACCCUAAAUCUAUACACCCCUGCUUCCUGUAAUUCACACCCUAAAUCUAUACACCCCAGCUCCCGCAAUUCACACCCUAAAUCUUUACACCCCAGCUCCCGCAAUUCACACCCUAAAUCUUUACACCCCUGCUCCCGCAAUUUACACCCUAAAUCUUUACACCCCUGCUCCCGCAAUUCACACCCUAAAUCUAUACACCCCUGCUCCCGCAAUUUACACCCUAAAUCUUUACACCCCUGCUCCCGCAAUUCACACCCUAAAUCUAUACACCCCCUGCUUCCUGCAAUUCACACCCUAAAUCUAUACACCCCUGCUCCCGCAAUUCACACCCUAAAUCUAUACACCCCCUGCUUCCUGUAAUUCACACCCUAAAUCUAUACACCCCCUGCAACACCAAUUCCACACCUAAAUCUAUACACCCCAGCUCCAAUUCCUAAAUCUAUACCCCUGCUUUCUGCAAAUUCACCCUAAAUCUAUACACCCCCUGCUUCCUGUAAUUCACCCUAAAUCUAUACACCCCCUGCUUCCAAAUUCACACCCUAAAUCUAUAAACCCCCUGCUCCUGCAAAUCACACCCUAAAUCCUACACCCCUGCUCCUGCAGUUCACACCCUAAAUCUAGACACCCCUGCUCCCUAGUUCACACCCCUAAAUCCUACACCCCUGCUCCCACAAUUCCACCCUAAAUCUAACACCCCUGCUUCCUGUAAUUCACACCCUAAAAUCUAUACACCCCCUGCUUCCUGUAAUUUACACUAAAUCUAUAUACACCCUCUGCUUCCUGUAAUUUACACCUAAAUCUAUACACCCCAUCUCCUGCAAUUCACUAAAUCUAUACACCCCUGCUCCCGCAAUUCACACACUAAAUUUAUACACCCCUGCUUCCAUAAUUCAGACCCUAAAUCUACCACCCUGCUUUCUGCAAUUCACACCCUAAAUCUAUACACCUGCUCUUGCAAUUCAAAUCCUAAAUCUAUAUACCCCCUGCUUCCCUGUAAUUCACACCCUAAAUCUAUACACCCCCUGCUCCCGCAAUUCACACCCUAAAUCUAUCAACCUCUGCUCCCGCAAUUCACACCCUAAAUCUAUACACCCCCUGCUUCCUGUAAUUCACACCCUAAAUCUAUUCACCCCUGCUCCCAUAAUUCACACCCUAAAUCUAUUCACCCCUGCUCCCGCAAUUCACACACUAAAUCUAUACACCCCUGCUCCCGCAAUUCACACACUAAAUCUAUACACCCCUGCUCCCACAUAAUUCACACUGAUAUACACCUGCUCCCGCAAAGGGAAUUUCACCCUGUCUAUGCGCCCUGCUUCCCUUAAUUCACACCCUAAAUCCUAUUCACCUGCUCACAUAAUUCACACCCUAAUCUACCUGCUCCGCAGACAUUCACACGCCUAAAUCUAUACACCCCCCCUGCUCCAUAAUUCACUGAGUCUAUACACCCUGCUCCCUUAAUUCCCUAAAUCUAUACACCCCUGCUCCCGCAAUUCACACACUAAAUCUAUACCCCCCCUGCUCCCGUAAUUCACACCCUAAAUCUAACCACCCCUGCUUACUAUAAUUCGCACCCUAAAUCUAUACACCCCUGCAAUUUACACCCUAUAUCUAUACACCCCCUGCUUCCUACAAUUCACAUCCUAAAUCUAUACACCCCCCCCACUCCCCACAAUUCACACCCUAAAUCUAUACAUCCCCUUCUCCUUUCCAGAAAUGUUGCUGUGUUCAGCCGUGUGUUGUAGUUCCAGGAAUAUAUACAAACUAGAUGUUGUAUAAUGGGGGGAUUGUUCUGUAAUAUGGUAUAAAUGGUAAUGGGGGAAGUUAGUCUGGAUAUACAAACAUUGUGCUAUGUUUAUAUUCUCCAUUUACCACAAUCUCCGAGCAGUGAAUGAGCUAUUUAUCCAAAGAUCAGUUACUCGUUUUUUCUAAUUGUAAUCUUUGUAUGUUCAGGGUGAUCCUGGGCCCCCAGGACCUGCUGGAAUCCCAGGCAGCGUUGGCUUACAGGUAAACACACACAGCUCUAUGCAUCCCUGACAUGCAGAGCUUACACUCUUAAACAUUAUUAUAAUGAAAUAUAUGCUCUAACAACAGAUGGACCAAUUAUAAAGCUUCCAAUAUUUCAUUCAUUGUUCUCUCUCAAUACUGCUGGGAGAUCAUUCCAUGUACCCACCACCUUUUUAUAGCAGUAAAGCUGUAUCCUUUCCACACACGGUAAAAUCGCCUCCUGUAUUAAUCUUUGCCACUUCUACUGGACGGUGAUUCCAUUUUCCGACCACCCUGUCAAUGUAUUUUCAGAAGUAUUAAAUUACUGUCCUUGACACUGGCUACUAAGUCCAGAUAGCUGUAAGAUAGUUCGAAAUAUUAUCUCUUAACGCUAGCCAUUCCAGUAAUGCCACCUAACACUCCCUAAUAUCAUGUUUUGUUUUCAGGGUCCAAGAGGUUUGAGGGGUGAAGUUGGACCACAGGGGCCCGCAGGAGACAGGGUAAGUGGUGUCACGUCAAAAGUGAGUAUCAAAAUAUCUCACUCACAUCACAGCUCCCAAACCUUGGAGUAUCUAUGUUGCUUGCCAAAGGAUGACCAGUGUAACUCCCCUGGGGGUCUAAGCGAUUCCACCUCGGCUACCCAAUGUUCGAAGCUGGGAGGAUCAAGGAGUUUCCAGCAAGAGGGGAUAAGAGAUUUGGCUGCUCCAGUCAGAAGCCAAAAUAGUGCUUGCAUGUAAUUGGAGAUACCUUAGGCCAACCCAAGAACACUUGAGGCAGCAUGAGAGAAUAUUUAUAAAACCCAGAACCCAGACCCAGAAAGAUUUUAUUGCUGCACAGAACCACCAAAUAUGUUUUAUAGUACCAUCUGCGUCCUGACAUCUCCAACAUUUUUCGGUAACUGAGGGAUACAAAGAGUGUAAUAGUGAGGGUGUUCUGUACUACCUAGAGAUUAAUUUACAGGAGACCUCUUGCACACAGAGGCUAGCGGAGGAUAGGAUGGCCCUAUUGUAUAUAAACUUCCAGUCCCGUUGUGUUAGCGGAAUGUGUAGGGAGAAGUAGAAUACUGUCUAAAGAGUCGUAGAAUUGCAUAAAUUCUCGGUUAUUGAGAUGUGCAUAAUUGUUCAUAGAGAGUCAGUUCCCUGGUCAACAAAACAGUAUUUCAGUAGUUCCUCCGCCGGUUGUAUAACACAGGUCUAAAAGCUUUUUACAUAAGAAUGAAAACUCACAGGUAUUCCCAUAGAAAAUAAAAGAUAAUGUACACAAAAAAAAAUGAAUUUUUGCAUGUGUGAAUCAUUCUGCAUGUGUCACUCAUAGUUUAUAUGUUCACAGCAUUGGUACAUUUUUAAGGGGAAACUAAACUGUCUUCCUUUACCUCCAAUCUCAUAACUCAUGAAAAAAAAGGUGUAAUUAAUUUCAGCAUGUCCUAUUUCGUUGUGAUACUAAUUAUAGAGGACACAGAGGAUGUCAUGUUUCUGGUGGUUCAUUGUAUUUAUUGAUUUAUAAACGAUCCCUACACACACACACACACAUACAUACAUGUACACGCAAUUCUGAAUUUGGGAGCACAUAUGGUACUUAGUUUCUUGAAUUCAGGUAAAGUUUGCGACAUAGAAUAAGAUUUCAAUUAUUUAUUGUUGGCUUGCACUGGUUACUCUGUCUGUGACAAACUUCAUCUAUUUUAUUUAUCUCCUGUUUGUUUGUUUUUUGUUUGUUUUCAGGGAGAUACUGGAUUUCGGGGUCCCCCGGGUCCUCCAGGACCCCCUGGGAAAGCUGUACGUAUGAAUUAAGCAUGUUCCCCAUCCUACCGACACUUUCUCCAUCUCGCGCAUACAGACAGAGACCCUGUACAAAGAUAUAAACACUCAUGGAGACAUAAACCCUGUACAGAGAUAUAAACACUCGUGGUGACAUAGACCCUGUACAGAGAUAUAAACACUCAUGGUGACAUAAACCCUGUACAGAGAUAUAAACACUUGUGGUGACAUAGACCCCGUACAGAGAUAUAAACACUCAUGGUGACAUAAACCCUGAACAGAGAUAUAAACACUCGUGCUGACAUAAACCCUGUACAGAGCUAUAAACACUCGUGGUGACAUAGACCCCAUACAGAGAUAUAAAUACUCAUGGUGAAAUAGACCACAUACAGAGAUAUAAACACUCGUGGAGAUCUAGAUCCUGUACAGAGAUAUAAACACUUGUGGUGACAUAGACCCCGUACAGAGAUAUAAACACUUAUGGAGAUAUAGACCCUGUAUAGAGAUAUAAACACUCGUGGUGACAUAGACCCUGUACAGAGAUAUAAACACUCAUGGAGAUAUAGACCCCAUACAGAGAUAUAAAAACUUGUGGUGACAAAGACCCUGUAGAGAGAUAUAAACACUCGUGGUGACAUAGACCCCGUACAGAGAUAUAAACACUCAGGGUGACACAGAACCUACACAGAAAUAUAAACAUUCAUGGAAACAUACACCGUACAGUGAUAUAAACAGUUGUGGAGACAUAGACCCCGUACAGAGAUAUAAACACUUGUGGAGACAUAGACCCCGUACAGAGAUAUAAACACUCAGGGUGACCUACACCCCAUACAGAGAUAUAAACACUCGGGGUGACAUAGACCCCGUACAGAGAUAUAAACACUCAUGGUGACAUAGACCCCAUACAGAGAUAUAAACACUCGUGGUGAAAUAGACCCCAUACAGAGAUAUAAACACUCGUGGUGACAUAGACCCCAUACAGAGAUAUAAACACUCAUGGUGACAUAGACCCCAUACAGAGAUAUAAACACUCGUGGUGAAAUAGACCCCAUACAGAGAUAUAAACACUCGUGGUGAAAUAGACCCCAUACAGAGAUAUAAACACUCGUGGUGACAUAGACCCUGUACAGAGAUAUAAACACUCAUGGAGAUAUAGACCCCGUACAGAGAUAUAAAAACUUGUGGUGACAUAGACCCCGUACAGAGAUAUAAACACUCAUGGUGAAAUAGACCCCGUACAGAGAUAUAAACACUCAGGGUGACACAGAACCUACACAGAAAUAUAAACAUUCAUGGAAACAUACACCGUACAGUGAUAUAAACAGUUGUGGAGACAUAGACCCCGUACAGAGAUAUAAACACUUGUGGAGACAUAGACCCCGUACAGAGAUAUAAACACUCAGGGUGACCUACACCCCAUACAGAGAUAUAAACACUCGGGGUGACAUAGACCCCGUACAGAGAUAUAAACACUCAUGGUGACAUAGACCCCAUACAGAGAUAUAAACACUCGUGGUGAAAUAGACCCCAUACAGAGAUAUAAACACUCGUGGUGACAUAGACCCCAUACAGAGAUAUAAACACUCGUGGUGAAAUAGACCCCAUACAGAGAUAUAAACACUCGUGGUGACAUAGACCCCAUACAGAGAUAUAAACACUCGUGGUGAAAUAGACCCCAUACAGAGAUAUAAACACUCGUGGUGACAUAGACCCCAUACAGAGAUAUAAACACUCGUGGUGACAUAGACCCCAUACAGUACAGAGAUAUAAACACUCGUGGUGACACAGACCCCGUACAGAGAUAUAAACACUCAUGGUGACAUAGACCCCAUACAGAGAUAUAAACACUCAUGUGGUGACAUAGACCCCAUACAGAGAUAUAAACACUCAUGGUGACAUAGACCCUGUACAGAGAUAUAAACACUCGUGGUGACAUAGACCCCGUACAGAGAUAUAAACACUCAUGGUGACAUAAACCCUGAACAGAGAUAUAAACACUCGUGCUGACAUAAACCCUGUACAGAGCUAUAAACACUCGUGGUGACAUAGACCCCAUACAGAGAUAUAAACACUCGUGGUGAAAUAGACCCCAUACAGAGCUAUAAACACUCGUGGUGACAUAGACCCCAUACAGAGAUAUAAACACUCGUGGUGAAAUAGACCCCAUACAGAGAUAUAAACACUCGUGGUGACAUAGACCCCAUACAGAGAUAUAAACACUCGUGGUGAAAUAGACCCCAUACAGAGAUAUAAACACUCGUGGUGAAAUAGACCCCAUACAGAGAUAUAAACACUCGUGGUGACCUACAGCCCGAACAGAGAUAUAAACACUCGUGGUGACAUAGACCCCGUACAGAGAUAUAAACACUCGUGGUGACACAGACCCCGUACAGAGAUAUAAACACUCAUGGUGACAUAGACCCCAUACAGAGAUAUAAACACCCGUGGUGACAUAGACCCCAUACAGAGAUAUAAACACUCAUGGUGACAUAGACCCUGUACAGAGAUAUAAACACUCGUGGUGACAUAGACCCCGUACAGAGAUAUAAACACUCAUGGUGACAUAAACCCUGAACAGAGAUAUAAACACUCGUGCUGACAUAAACCCUGUACAGAGCUAUAAACACUCGUGGUGACAUAGACCCCAUACAGAGAUAUAAAUACUCAUGGUGACAUAGACCCCGUACAGAGAUAUAAACACUCAUGGUGACAUAAACCCUGAACAGAGAUAUAAACACUCGUGCUGACAUAAACCCUGUACAGAGCUAUAAACACUCGUGGUGACAUAGACCCCAUACAGAGAUAUAAACACUCGUGGAGAUCUAGAUCCUGUACAGAGAUAUAAACACUUGUGGUGACAUAGACCCCGUACAGAGACCCCGUACAGAGAUAUAAACACUCAUGGUGACAUAAACCCUGAACAGAGAUAUAAACACUCGUGCUGACAUAAACCCUGUACAGAGCUAUAAACACUCGUGGUGACAUAGACCCCAUACAGAGAUAUAAACACUCGUGGAGAUCUAGAUCCUGUACAGAGAUAUAAACACUUGUGGUGACAUAGACCCCGUACAGAGAUAUAAACACUUAUGGAGAUAUAGACCCUGUAUAGAGAUAUAAACACUCGUGGUGACAUAGACCCCGUACAGAGAUAUAAACACUCAUGGAGAUAUAGACCCCAUACAGAGAUAUAAAAACUUGUGGUGACAAAGACCCUGUACAGAGAUAUAAACACUCGUGGUGACAUAGACCCCGUACAGAGAUAUAAACACUCAUGGUGAAAUAGACCCCGUACAGAGAUAUAAACACUCAGGGUGACACAGAACCUACACAGAAAUAUAAACAUUCAUGGAAACAUACACCGUACAGUGAUAUAAACAGUUGUGGAGACAUAGACCCCGUACAGAGAUAUAAACACUCAGGGUGACCUACACCCCAUACAGAGAUAUAAACACUCGGGGUGACAUAGACCCCGUACAGAGAUAUAAACACUCGUGGUGACAUAAACCCCAUACAGAGAUAUAAACACUCAUGGUGACAUAGACCCCGUACAGAGAUAUAAACACUCAUGGUGACCUACACCCCAUACAGAGAUAUAAACACUCAUGGUGACAUAGACCCCGUACAGAGAUAUAAACACUCGUGGUGACAUAGACCCCAUACAGAGAUAUAAACACUCAUGGUGACAUAGACCCCGUACAGAGAUAUAAACACUCGUGGUGACAUAGACCCCAUACAGAGAUAUAAACACUCAUGGUGACAUAGACCCCGUACAGAGAUAUAAACACUCAUGGAGAUAUAGACCCUGUACAGAGAUAUAAACCUUCAUGGAAACAUACACCGUACAGAGAUAUAAACACUCAAGAUGACAUAGAACCUAUACAGAGAUAUAAACACUCAUGGUAACAUAUAAGCACUUAUGGUGAGAUGUAAGUGUAACACGGAUAAACACAGGUGGGAAGAUUAAUCAGUGCGUUCUAGUUCAUCUGCUUCUAACAUGGGGAUCACAAAAAAGAUGUUAAUUUUAAGGGAUUCAAACCAGUCUACUCAAUCAGUGUAGGCCUUACAUGACAUGUACUGAAAACAAUGACACGAUGAACAGACCAAGAAGAGAGGGGGACUUUGGCACUGUACUAACCCUUUCCAUCCACAGAUCUCAUUGCUGCGUCUGUCUCUCAUUGUAGGGGGACCAAGGCGUCCGAGGUUCUCAGGGACACUGGGGUCCUAAGGGAGACACGGUGAGUUUUCUGGUCAAGGAUGGCCAUCCCCCUUCUGAUUACCCACGCUUUCUGUUUAACACUUUUAUUGCUCACCAUUCAAUGAGAUGAAAGUAAUGUGUUCUAGAGUUUAAUAUGUUAUGACAUCACAUUAUGUGCACAGCCCUUGCGUUAUAUUAUAGUAAUCAUCGGCAGAUGCUCUGUGCAUGCGGUUAAUGAUGUGUGCUUGGAAGAUAGAUGUUAAUUUGUGCUGUGAUUGGUAUUAUGAGCCCAUUAUGAGUGCUGUAAAUCUAUAGUACUGUAGAGACAUUUAUAAAGUGUAUGUUAAUACAAAUUAUAUAACCUCUGUAAAAUCAUGAAUGUUUUUUUUUCCAGGGAAAAUCGGGGCCUAAAGGAAUGCCAGGAGGUGCUGGACCCUUAGGAGAACCGGUAGGUGGCCAGAUUCUAAUUCACAAUAGUUUAUAGUACAGGAUAAAUGCGACAUGAGAGUGUGAUACCUAUAUAUGGCACAUCUAGGAGCAUGCACAUAUAACAAUAGGUAGACUAUAAUCUUGAUACAUGUGAUAGACGUACACACACAUUUGGAGUCUUUCUAACACUCCGUUAGAGUCUGGUAGUUUCUCGCGAUUCUUGGUGUUCUCUAACGCAUAUUGUAAAGAGCUGUAGCUUUUGUUCCUCACUAUCCACCUUAUCCCCUUGUCUCCUCUUCCCCAGGGUAUGCCCGGACAAGAUGGACGAGAUGGGAACCCAGGACUGGAUGGUGAGAAAGUAGGUACUUCUAGGGGACGUGUCUCGCCGUGGGUUUCAGUGCAAAACAAAGGGGGCAAUCUGUGGACAACAACUCCCAAUGCACUCAUCUAGAUAAAAAUAUGAUUUAGGGAUAUACUGGCUUACUCAUAUCCUGAGAACAACUAACAUGGAAAAGCAAUCUUCUGGAUGUCGGUGAAUUCACAAAAAGUGUAACUUUUAUUCUCCAGGCAGCCCCUCGGCUGGAGGGAGCCCAGUCGGUUUUAGCUGAGCAGAGGUUUAUGUUGAAGACUCCUGGUAAUAAUGGGAAUUAAAGGGACACUAUAGUCACCAGAACAACUACAGCUUAUUGAAUUUGUUCUGGUGAGUAGAAUCAUUACCUUCAGGCUUUUUACUGUAAACACUGUCUUUUCAGAGAAAAUGCAGUGUUUACAUUACAGCCUAGUGAUAACUUCACUGGCCACUCCUCAGAUGGCUGUUAGAGAUCCUUCCUGGGUCAUGGCUGCCUAAAAUGCAUCCAAACAUUCAGUAUCUCCUCCCUCUGCAUGCAGACACUGAACCUUCCUCAUAGAGAUUCAUUGAUUCAAUUCAUCUCUAUGAGGAGAUUCUGAUUGGCCAGGACUGUGUUUGAAUCAUGCUGGCUCUGCCCCUGAUCUGCCUCUUUGUCAGUCUCAGACAAUAUUAUGGGGAAGCAUUGUGAUUGGAUCAGGCUACCACUUCUCAUGAUGUCAGCAGACUGUUUGUUUUUCUGAGGCAAACCGCAUGCAGAGCUACAGCUUCAGGCUUGAAUACAGUAAGAUUGUGCUAUAUUUAUGGAGGCAUGAGGGUGCCAGGGGGGCUUGAUGGUGGUUUUAACACUAUAGGGUAUACAUGUUUGUGUUCCUGACCCUAUAGUGAUCCUUUAAUAUGAAAGAUGUAAUGAAUUUACCAGAUGGUGAGCUAAUCAGUGAUUGAGUAACCACCAACUGCGCUAAGUGGCGUUCCUGUAACAGAGGCAGCUCCAGUUUGGCUCUGGUCCCUGGCAGUUUGUAUCUUUACAUACAGAGAAUAGGGGGCACUACAUCCACCAGCUCAGUUCUCAGUAUCACAUAAUAACCGAACCCAGUAAUCACCAAGAUUAUAUUCUAUUAAAGUAAUUAGUGGAACUGGACACAUUAUGCAAUAAUGAUAGCUCUAGAAUAAUGCAGUGGGAACUAGAACUGUUCACAUGUGUCUCAGUGGCCUUGAAUUAUUUUGACUUGCUUUUAUUUAUCCACGAUAAUGUGUAAUCUAGACCAAGCUGUAUUGAUCCAGAAUAAUGCUAUGUAAUCUAGACCAAGCUGUAUUGAUCCAGAAUAAUGCUAUGUGAUCUAGACCAAGCUGUAUUGAUCCAGAAUAAUGCUAUGUGAUCUAGACCAACCUGUAUUUAUCCAGAAUAAUGCUAUGUAAUGUAGACCAAGCUGUAUUUAUCCUGGAUAAUGCUAUGUAAUCUAGACCAAGCUGUAUUGAUCCAGAAUAAUGCUAUGUAAUCUAGACCAACCUGUAUUUAUCCACAAUAAUGCUAUGUGAUCUAGACCAAGCUGUAUUUGUCCAGAAUAAUGCUAUGUGAUUUAGACCAACCUGUAUUUAUCCAGAAUAAUGCUAUGUGAUCUAGACCAAGCUGUAUUUGUCCAGAAUAAUGCUAUGUGAUUUAGACCAACCUGUAUUUAUCCAGAAUAAUGCUAUGUGAUCUAGACCAAGCUGUAUUUGUCCAGAAUAAUGCUAUGUAAUCUAGACCAAGCUGUAUUGAUCACGAAUAAUGCUAUGUAAUCUAGACCAAGCUGUAUUGAUCACGAAUAAUGCUAUGUGUAGCGGAGAUGCAAUAUUACCCAGGUUAUCUCCGCUUAUAAUCCAAGUGAGACUCAGGAACAAGUAAAUAGUAAAUCCAAAGGCAGGGUUUCCAGCAGGUAAAAUACAGCAAUAUCCCAACAGCAAUCCCAAUAACUGGACGACACACAGUUUCAGGAGCAUAACUGACAAGCCUUUAAUCACAGUCUCCUUAUAAAGCAUGCUCCCAUGCAAGGGAGGGAUUUACAGUAAUUAUUACAGUAGCCAAUCCUGUCCUGGUAACCUCCCACACAUCCCCUCCCCUCAGCCAGCAUCAUAAUCCCCUUAUCCAGCACACCAAUUCCCCCCGUUUCUGGAUGUACCCCUAAACGUAGGGGUACCCCUUUAAAUCCUACAUCCCCGGAUAGCCCUGAUCUGGGUGAACAACAUAUCCAAAAAUCACCCAGAUCGGACCAGGGGUUCGGGAAAAGUAUGGAGGGAAUAAAAUGACCGACCGCACGAACAGAGAUAGCCGAAUUCGGUUCCAUGUGAAUGGGCCUUGCGGUCGGUCCUGGCAUAAGGGAAUAAAAUACACGAAAGCCUCUAGCUAUAGAGGCUAGGGAGGGUUCGCCUGAAUCCCCUCGUUCGGUAUUCUCUAUUUACUGAACGAGGGACCGUUCGGUAGUUUGGAACCGAACGGACCAGGGCUGUGGAGGUCUCAGCGGUGUUCGCCUACUCGAGUGUCCGAGUUCGGUAGUUUCAUUCGAAUAAACUAAGGGAAUGAAACUACCGAACAAUCAGAGGAAUACAAUUCUUUUUAAAUACACAGAAAUUACAGCAGAUACACGUAUGCAGCUUUAUACAGUAUUUUUUGUAGGGUCGCCUGGUGCCAUCUGCUACACUAUGUAAUCUAGACCAAGCUGUAUUUAGCCAGAAUAAUGCUAUGUAAUCUAGACCAAGCUGUAUUUGUCCAGAAUAAUGCUAUGUAAUUUAGACCAACCUGUAUUUGUCCAGAAUAAUGCUAUGUAAUUUAGACCAACCUGUAUUUGUCCAGAAUAAUGCUAUGUAAUUUAGACCAACCUGUAUUUGUCCAGAAUAAUGCUAUGUGAUCUAGACCAAUCUGUAUUUAGCCAGAAUAAUGCUAUGUGAUCUAGACCAAGCUGUAUUGAUCACGAAUAAUGCUAUGUAAUCUAGACCAAGCUGUAUUUAGCCAGAAUAAUGCUAUGUGAUCUAGACCAAGCUGUAUUUAGCCAGAAUAAUGCUAUGUGAUCUAGAUCAUCCAUGAUAUAUCCAGAUAAGUGCUGGUGUCCUGAUUGGUGCUGUGUAAACUCAUUAUAUGUCCAGAUAAAUGUCAUGUGAUCUAGAAAAUUCAUUACUGUCCAGAUUAGUGCCAUGUGAUCUAGAUAAUCCAUUUGCUGUCCAGAUUAGUGCAGUGUGAUCUAGAUCAGUCAUUUAUAUGUCCAGAUUAGUGCUGUUAUAUCUAGAUAAUCCAUAAUAUAUCCAUAUUAGCCGUGUGAUCUAGAUCAUCCAUUGUAUGUCCAGAUUAGUGCUGCAUGAUCUAGAUCGGAUAUUAUAUGCCCUGGUUAGUGCUGUGUGAUCUAGAACAGUGAUUAUAUUUACAAAUUAUAGACAUGUGAUCUAGAUAAGCCAUAAUAUAUCAAUAUUAGCUGUGUGAUCUAAAUCAUCCAUUAUAUACCCAGAUUAGUGUUGUGUGAUCUAGAUCAGCCAUUAUAUGUCUUGAUUAGUGCCAUCUGAUCUAGAUAAUACAUUAUAAAUCCAGACUAGUGUUGUGUGAUCUAGACCAGCAAUUAAUUAUCCAGAUUAGUGAUGUUUGACCUAGAUCAGAAAUUAGUGCUGUGUGGUCUAGAUACGCCAAAAUAUAUCAAUAUUAGCCGUGUGAUCUACAUCAGCCAUUAUAUAUCCAGAUUAGUGCCGUGUGAUUUAGAUUAGUCAUUAUAUGUCCAUAUUAGUGAUGUUUGAUCUAGAUCAGUCAUUAUAUGUCCAGAUUAGUGAUGUGUGAUCUAGAUCAGACAUUAUAUGUCCAUAUUAGUUCUGUGUGAUCUAGAUCAGACAUUAUAUAUCCAGAUUAGUGCGCUGUGAUCUAAAUCAGUCAUUAUAUGUCCAGAUUAUUGCUGUAUGAUCUAAAUCAGUCAUAUGUCCAGAUUAGUGCUGUGUGAUCUACAUCAGCCAUUACAUAUCCAGAUUAGUGCCGUGUGAUCUACAUCCGCCAUUGCAUAUCCAGAUUAGUGACGUGUGAUCUACAUCAGCCGUUGCAUAUCCAGAUUAGUGCCGUGUGAUCUACAUCAGCCAUUGCAUAUCCAGAUUAGUGCCGUGUGAUCUACAUCAGCCAUUGCAUAUCCAGAUUAGUGCCGUGUGAUCUACAUCAGCCAUUGCAUAUCCAGAUUAGUGCCGUGUGAUCUACAUCAACCAUUGCAUAUCCAGAUUAGUGCCGUGUGAUCUACAUCCGCCAUUGCAUAUCCAGAUUAGUGCCGUGUGAUCUACAUCCGCCAUUGCAUAUCCAGAUUAGUGCCGUGUGAUCUACAUCAGCCAUUGCAUAUCCAGAUUAGUGCCGUGUGAUCUACAUCAGCCAUUGCAUAUCCAGAUUAGUGCCGUGUGAUCUAGAUAAUCCAUUAUUUGUGCAGAUUAGUGACGUGUGAUCCAGAUAAAUCCUUAUAUAUCCAGAAGUGAUCUAGAUCAGUUCUGUUCUAUAAACUCUUCUCUUUGCUUUGUGUCUUUCAGGGUGAUGCUGGUAGAAUGGGAGUCCCUGGAGAAAAGGGUCCAAACGGGCUUCCUGUGAGUAAAGUGGCAUACAGUUCGUUGUAGAACAAAUAUCCACCCAUAUUGAAUGCCGCCAUGUUAUCUGACACAAACAUUUAUAUUUUGUUUUGAAUCGUAUAACGUAAAUUAGAUAAUAGAAAAUACACCUCUGCCCUGAAAUGCAGCCGAUAUUACUGUACUGAUCCAGUUUGUCCGUAGAGAAGCCUGUAUGACUUUUCGUAAACCUGUUUGCCUAGCGGGAUGCAUGUUACAUCAUAACACCUUUUGGUUCAUAAAUCAAUGGACCCUAAACAAAGUAAACAGACCCCUUCUGUUCACUCCUUGUGUAAAUCUGCAGGGUUAUAUCUGAAAUUAAACGGUAUUAGUCUCUGUGUAACACAUCUUCCGACAACCUGAAUUGAUGUUUUUAGAGUUAAUUACGGGGGUUAAUUUCCACAUGUUUUACUCCUCCUCCUGUUAACCAUUUAUUGUGUAUCUUCUAACAGGGGCUUCCAGGUAGAGCCGGACUGAAAGGAGAGAAGGGCCAGUUGGUAAGUGUCUGCUAGCCGGUCUCAUAUAAACACUGGAAUAUUGUGUCUGUACAUUGGGGUGUAAUUCUGUCCGGCGUUGUUUCUCCUGCAGGGAUCCACUGGACAGCUUGGAGAAUCAGGACCUUCGGGAGAGCCAGGUAUUCCCGUAUGUAUCCCCCAACAGCCAGUAAGAAGCGAUGUUUAAACCCCCAACCAGGCCCUGCUCGUGGUGGGGGGCAUUAAUAACUCCCCCUUUUUAGCUCCGUUACCAUCCAGCUCCAUGGCCUGGAACAACUAGUCUAGGGGUUUGUAAAAUACUAACACAGAAUAACAAGCAGGAACAUUUGUUUCUAUAGCGACUGUUGUAGAUAUGGACAAAUCAGCCAGAACAUUUAGUUGGUUUCCACGGUGACUGCCCUACACCUAGAAGCCCUUUUCAGACAAUAAAUUGGUAACUCUCACCCAGUGUUUUAUAAAAUGAGGUUUGAUUGCGGCAGCUCACACUCUAAUUAGGUGGGUGGCUGGUCGUUUUUGUGCAGGGUAGCCAACUGUUAAACUGGCCCGUGUAGAGAGUGCUUAUUUACCUAGAUUAGUAUGUCGCCAUGACAACAGAGAUUAUUGCACAUUCACCCCCCUGAGGGCAGUCUCCAACACUGUUUUUCUCUUUCUUUUAGGGUGAAGCGGGGCCCCCAGGAGAAAGAGGGGUUGCGGGACCCAGAGGCGGAGCGGUACGUUUGAAGAGAAUAUGCUGUACUUUUAAUAGGGUUGCCACCUGGCCGGUAUUUAAGGCUGUCUCGCCGGUGCCGGUAUUUUUCUCUGACGGGAGUCUGGGAGAGAGCUGUGACAAAAAUGGAGCUAAAAUAUCCACCUCUAUUACACACGGCAGGUACACACAUUGCUGCAUUCACAUGACACACUCACAGUAUGCACACACAAUCGGACACAGGGAUGCACACACAGUCGGACAUAGUAUAUACAUGACUCACUCACAGUAUACACACAAUCAGACCCAGUGUACAUGCACUGUAUACACUCUGACACACUCAAAGUAUGCACACACAAUUAGACACAGUAUACACGCAAUGAAACACAAUCAGACACAGUAUACACACAAUGAAACACACAAGAACACAUAGUAUACACACAAUGAAACACACAAGAGCACAUAGUAUACACACAAUGAAACACACAAGAACACAUAGUAUACACACAAUGAAACACACAAGAGCACAUAGUAUACACACAAUGAAACACACAAGAACACAUAGUAUACACACAAUGAAACACACAAGAGCACAUAGUAUACACACAAUGAAACACACAAGAACACAUAGUAUACACAAUGACACACACAAUUAGACACAGUAUACACACAAUGACACACACAAGAACACAUAGUAUACACAAUGACACACACACACACAGUAUGCACACACAAUUAGACACAGUAUACACACAAUGACACACACACAAUUAGACACAGUAUACACGCUGACACAUUCCUACACAUACACAAUGCUGCAUGCACUGUCAGACAUAGCACACACAUUGUAAGUAGUAUUUUAGUGAUUUAGGGAAUAGUUUUGAUCCAUUUGUUUCCUCUUAUGACGCUGCCUGUGAUUUUACGUAAGAUCACGUGAUGUCAUGUCCUGUGAUGGUGUGCAUAUAUAAUUAUUUAUGCAAAUUAGCAUGGCUGGUAUUUUUUCCCCUAUAAGGUGGCAACCCUAGCUUUCAACCAUCCUUUUAAGUAAUAUAUUUGAGACCGAGCGCUAUGCACUAAAAUAUCGUCCACAAUUGUUAAUCAGAGAUGGGGGAGGCAGUGACUGCCUUCUGACACAUUAACCCCUUGAGUGUCUAAUUAUGUUUCUCUCUGUACCCAAAUGAUCUUCCCCAAACUCUGGUCCCAGGAAAUAAUGUGCUUUUAUAAAAGCACACUCAUAAAGUAAACGAGUCACAUGGACACCUUUAUACCAAGGAUGCAGCCGCCAUCAUCAUAGCGCUGUACAAACUGUGACCUGUUACCGUCACUGUAUCAUGGUGGGUGUAAUAGUAAAUAUGUUACAGGGUAUUAAAAACUGAUAUAAAUCAAUAGUAUUGAUGCAAUAUUAGCAUUAGACUGGAUUCUUAAUUACACGAGAGGAGAUGUACAUAGCCUGCAGCCCAUUACUCGCUCUAUUCUAAGGAACGUCCUAAAGUCUGAAUGAGUUUACUGGAGGAAGGACAAACCAUCUCCACACAGCGUCUCUCCCAGUGAAUAUUGGUAAAUCAGAGAAGCUCACAUUUUCAAAUUUUUUCUCUCCCCAGGGAUCUGUGGGGCUGCAGGGACCCAUCGGUGUUCCAGGGGUGCGAGGCUUUCAGGUCAGUGUUUUGUGGAGUUCAUUAUUUGUGGUGAGCAGCGUCUGAUCCGAUUAUAGUUUAUACUCUGUAUCAGAGCAGGGCAGUACGGUAAGUGACAGGGCAGGGACAGGUAUGUAAGGAGGAGAGGUAGCAGCCAGGCCAGCAGUAAGAGCCCUGAGACACCCACUGGCCAAACAUGCAGUACUGCCCAUGUUUCUCCCAGAAUGGAAACAGUAAAAAGAUGGCUGUUAUGUGUAAUCCAUGUUGCAGGGCUGCUUUCAUUAUCCGGGUUCCCAUGGAAACUGUAUAUAUAUCUUGUCUGUCUUAAUGCAUCUUACUCCUACACCAUCCCCUUAAGCACAGCUUCAUGUGUAGUUUAUGGGGGCUUUGUCUCUUUAAGGGCUGAUAGAAGGCCAGGGCACGGGGCACAGUCUCUUUACAGGUUGAUGGAAGGCCAGGGCACAGGGCACAGUCUCUUUACAGGUUGAUAGAAGGCAGGGCACAGUCUCUUUACAGACUAAUAAAAGGCCAGGGCACGGGGUACAGUCUCUUUACAGGCUGAUAGAAGGCCAGGGCAUGGGGCACAGUCUCUUUACAGGAUGAUAGAAGGCCAGGGCACAGGGCAUUGUCUCUUUACAGGCUGAUAGAAGGCCAGGGCACGGGGCACAGUCUCUUUACAGGCUGAAAGAAGGCCAGGGCACGGGGCACAGUCUCUUUACAGGCUGAUAGAAGACCAGGGCACGUGGCACAGUCUCUUUACAGGCUGAUAGAAGACCAGGGCACGUGGCACAGUCUCUUUACAGGCUAAUAGAAGGCCAGGGCACGGGGCACGGUCUCUUUACAGGCUGAUAAAAGGCCAGGGCACGGGGCACAGUCUCUUUACAGGCUAAUAGAAGGCCAGGGCACGGGGCACAGUCUCUUUACAGGUUGAUAGAAGGCCAGGGCACGGGGCACAGUCUCUUUACAGGCUGAUAGAAGGCCAAGGCACGGGGCACAGUCUCUUUACAGGCUGAUAGAAUGCCAGGGCACAGUCUCUUUAUAGGCUAAUAGAAGGUAAGGGCACAGGGCACAGUCUCUUUAUAGGCUGAUAGGUCAGGGCACAGUUUCUUUACAGGCUGGUUGAAUGCCAGGGCACAGUCUCUUUAUAGGCUAAUAGAAGGUAAGGGCAUGGGGCACAGUCUCUUUACAGGCUGAUAGGUCAGGGCACGGGGCGCAGUCUCUUUACAGGCUGAUAGAAUGCCAGGGCACAGUCUCUUUAUAGGCUAAUAGAAGGUAAGGGCACGGGGCACAGUCUCUUUAUAGGCUGAUAGGUCAGGGCACAGUUUAUUUACAGGCUGAUAGAAUGCCAGGGCACAGUCUCUUUAUAGGCUAAUAGAAGGUAAGGGCAUGGGGCACAGUCUCUUUACAGGCUGAUAGGUCAGGGCACGGGGCGCAGUCUCUUUACAGGCUGAUAGAAUGCCAGGGCACAGUCUCUUUAUAGGCUAAUAGAAGGUAAGGGCACGGGGCACAGUCUCUUUAUAGGCUGAUAGGUCAGGGCACAGUUUAUUUACAGGCUGAUAGAAUGCCAGGGCACAGUCUCUUUAUAGGCUAAUAGAAGGUAAGGGCAUGGGGCACAGUCUCUUUACAGGCUGAUAGGUCAGGGCACGGGGCGCAGUCUCUUUACAGGCUGAUAGAAGGCCAGGGCACGGGGCAGUCUCUUUACAGGCUGAUAGAAGGCAGGGCCCAGUUUCUUUACGGGCUGAUAGAAGGCCAGGGCACGGGGCACAGUGUCUUUAAGGGCUGCAUAGUAGAUAUUUAAUUGGAUUUUUUUUUGUAAUAAAAUAUGUUCUAUAAUCAUGACAUGACAUAUUUUGACAUCCUGCAUCCUUUUCUUUUAUAUUUUUAGGGUAUUAAAGGAAGCAUCGGAGACCCUGGCUUAGCAGGUCCAACUGGGAUCCGUGGUGGAUUUGGAGAGCGUGUAAGCGACCCUUGAUAUCAGUGCAUACCACGUGUCUCUCUUUUGGGGCAGAAACCCUCUAAAUGCUGUUAUAUCUGUCUUUAUUCAGUGGGAUCAAACUGUGCUUUGAUCCCAGUCUGAAUACAGUCCGUAUUGUCUAGCUAUCACACAUGGAGACUCAUAUAACGUGUAGCCCAUGGCUACUAAAACAAGCCGAUCUAAUGACUGCAAUAAUAGACAAUGUAACGUCACAGUUUAGCCUGUUGUAAUCACUACGUUAGUUUCUAAUAGUCCUGUUCUAUUUUGUUUGGCUUUGGUGGGUACUGGAAAUUAAAGUUUCCUCUGACGCCUACUUGUUUCAGCUCCAGUGAUUUUGUUUUAAUGUACCUAUGUCACACUAGACAUUUCUGUCCAGAAGCAGUGUCCUACCUUCUCAUUAUAACCACUUUGCUGCAUACAAUUGUCUUUACUUUCUGUCCUAAUUUACAGCAGUGAUGGUUAACGCAGCAUUCAUGCUGUUUGUACACUACAUUAGCUAUCAAUGUUUCCUAGCGUUUGUGCUAAAUAAAUGCCUUUUCUGCAUUUUUCUGAACAUCCAAUGACCCUGGGUUUGUGCAAUCCAUGAGCUGGACAUUAGCACCGAUACAAAGUGUAGAAAUUGCUCAGUCUCUGUUCUAGGUAACUCUCUCGAUGUUUCUUCACUGUGCAGAUGUGUCAUAUUAAUCAGAAUUCUUCCCAUCAGCACAAAUCCCUAAUGAACCAUGGACAGAUUAAGGGCCAGUCUCCUGCUGUACUCUAAAUUGUAAAUCUAAGUCCUCCAAGCAUUAAAUUGCAGAUUAUCCAGCAGGACGGAGGACGUUCUGACCACAUCAAUCAGGUCUAAAGUCCGGAAAUCGGUCGUAACACACUGGGAAUGAAGGAACAUUCCCAAACACAACCCUAAAUGGCCUCUAAUCCUGCUACAAAUUGUCUAAUUAGUCUGCAAUUAAUCAAAAGGCCACAGCAGCCAUGGAGGGAGGAACUUACUGAACUUUGCUUUGUUAACUUCAUUACUUCUUGGCUUUCUCUUUUCUCAGGGACCUGUUGGAGCAGCUGGACCCAAAGGAAACCAGGUGAGGUCUACAAGACAGGUCUAAUUUCCCUCUUAUUAUUGGAGUAAACUUUACUAAAUAUAGAACUCCCUACUGCAGGUCAACAUGCAAUAUAUGGAUCCUUCUGCCAUCAGAUCUCCAUGAGUAAAAUGCUUCCCCCUGGUGGUGACAGACUGGUAGAGAACACAGCUGUAGAUAUUGCUUGUUAGUUGUGGUUAUUAGAAUGCAGCAGUAACCCACACUGUGUAUUUUAGAUAGCACACGGCUAAGUUGACUGCAGUGUCCGUCCCUGCUGCCAGUUAGUAUGAUGAAAUGGGGAGAUCGCCUGCAAAUUAGGAACCCGCAGUAAGAACACAGACUAAAACUAACCACACCCUGGGAGAGUCAUUUACUAAUGGUUACAUUUUAAGCCACUGAAAACAUGUAUAUCUUGAAGCAUUUUCCCAGAUUUUGGUCAUUUGAAUUUGUGACAUCUCAGGUUAGUGAAUAUCAGUGUGUGUUUAAACUUCCUGAUAGAGUUGUGUUUCUGUUUUAGGGUCUUGGUGGCUCAGACGGACUUCCAGGCGAGAAAGGAGAGUUGGUGAGUGUAAUACCGCUGGAUUUUCCUGUCUCUGGUGUAACAUUUAAACUUUUUUUCCCACUAAUUACCUAAAUAUCGUCUCUUAGUACCUACCCUCCGCAGAAUGGCCCUUAAUAUGAAGAUACGUUGCCCAACUCCGUGCUCCGAGCUGCGUUGCAUGUGUUGGGGUUUGUCCAACUUAAAAUUCACUCCAAUACUCGGGCUACAGGGGUGACUGCACUUAUAAUACCGGAUCUCCGUAUUUACAGGGUUAUUCAUAGGAGUGUGAAUUGUUGUGAAUUUCAACCGUCAAGGCAAAAUAGCUGAACUGAAAACAACUUUUUUUGGAGUAUUUUCCAAUUCAGAUAUGUUGUCCUAAAAGUUGAAAUUUACUCUGAAUUCACACAGAAUUUCCAACUCUUCAAUGCCCCUGUAAGAUUAUGUGUCUAGGAUUUUAGAGGACAGAUUCUAUGGAUAUUUAAAGUAUGAUCUGGGUCAAUAUGUUCUUAUUCCACGAAUUCCACUGGUCACCACACCCUUAUAUCGGCUUUGUGUUUUGUUGUAGGGACCGUUUGGCCCUGUGGGACAGAAAGGAGAGGUAAGACAAGACUUUCCUGCACAUACAAAGGUUUAUUUGUUUUCUGAUCUGAAUCUAUCCACUUUCCAUUCUUAUCUUGAAUUAAAGGGGAGUGAUGGAUCCCCUAUAUAUUAUUUAACAGAAGACAAUCUGUCCAUUCACCCUUUGACCCUUAGAACCUCAUCAUUUACUAGAGAAUCUGCUAAUUUACUCUGGAAAUCUGCCCAUUCAUCCUGAUCCCAGGCAGUUCUGCCUUAUGGAAAGUAGGGUCCAUUUCACGUUGAUGAAGUACCUGUGUUUUGUUCUCCCCCCUAACAGGCUGGUGUGAGAGGUGAACCUGGUCCUAAAGGGGUUGUGGGGCCCAAUGGUACAGCUGGUGUUCCAGGCAUUCCAGGACCUCCGGGGCCAAGGGGAUUCCAAGGAGAGCAAGGAGUACCAGGAAUCACGGGAAAAGCCGGAGUUCCUGUAAGUAUGAGCCGUUAUAUUCCAGCCGGCAAUUUGCUGAUUAAACUAUAUCCAUUUACAAUUAGGGUUGUAAAACCUAGAAUUAACACGUUUUGUUAUAUAUAACAACAUAAACGGUAGCAUUUCAGUGAUGAACACGGCACAGGCACAAUGCGUAGAUAUAGAGAAUCAUAACAUGGGAAGCCAGUGGAAUCUGUAACUAAAUGAACAGGAAACAAAAAGAAGUAUUAAAUCCAUUUCCAGCACGAUAUCAUUUCCGGUCUAGCUUUAUUCAAUGAGACAUGAAAGAAACAGCCACAAAACCCAAACUAGACAAAGCGACCAAGAGAUGUGGGCGCUGCUCCCUUAAUCUGUGUAAAGAUGAAAGUAUCUAUUGAUUGUCUGACAUUGAGGAGCCUAUCCAUCCGGGGAGGCCAAGAUUUGCACUUGGAUGCAAUAUAGUUUGUUAGGUGUACAAGGUGACACUUUAUUAGAACAAAGCUUCCAGUAGUGUUAUUUAGGGGGUGUCCCGCACACUGAAAAAUGAUCUGUUUCUGCCAAAGAAAUAAUUGAGGUAAAUUAAAGAUUUUAUAACGCAGCUGUUUAGAUUGUAAGCUCCUUUUUUUAUGUUUUACAUUUUUUAUUGUAAAAUGCUAUCUAAAUGGUGAUAAUAAUAAUAAUAUAAUCAAUACAGUGCUUUAUCUUUGUGUGUCUUAGGGCAAGCUGGCGAGUGAGCAGCAUAUUCGAGAGUUAUGUGGAGGAAUGAUCAGCGGUGAGUAAAACCAGCUUACGGCAGGCAGAUGGUGGGAAGAGCUGCCGGGUUUUAAUUCUUAGUUGUUUUUUUUUUUUUUUUUAACCAGAAUACCAUAGAUAACAAUGAAUAAUUCUACACAGGGCAAUGCUGGCUGUAUACCAAAAGGAAAGAUAAAAAAAAAUUAGAAUACUGGGGUGGGGGGACCCCACGAAGCAGGUUAUACUUUAUAUCUGCGUUAGAGCCUCUGUACUCUGUACAGCCAUUUUAUCUAGAGGAAGUAAUUAUAAAUUACAGCUGUCUGUUUGUCCUUUAACCAAACAGAUGAACAUCUGUCUUUUUUUUUUUUUUUAAACCCAUAAAAAAUUCACAAUAAACCCUAAUUUAGGACAAACCUGGACCACUGCUAAUGCUACAGCUAUAUGUGCAGCAUGUCUCCCAUGGAAUAUAAUGCAAUGGGUAUAUUUAGCUGUAGGUCUUAUUUCGGUCUGUGCCUGGAAUACAAUGACAUUUCUUUAUGGACACACGUUAUUAUGUCAGUAACGCGAUUAGCCCCUUAAGGACACAACUUUAGAAAUAAAAGGGAAUCGUGACGGAAUAUUUCCAUCAUGCGUCCUUAAAGGACCACUUUAGUGCCAGGAAAACACACUCGUUUUCCUGGCACUAUAGUGCCCUGAGGGUGCCCCCUCCCGCCGGGCUAAAAUCUUACCUUUCUCCAGCACUGGAUGGGGAGCUCUCCUCCUCCAUAGCGACGUCAUCGGCUGAAUGCGCAUGCGCGGCAGGAGCCGAGCGCGCAUUCAGCCAGUUCAUAGGAAAGCAUUUAUGGACGCUGGCGUCUUCUCACUCUGAUUUUCACAGUGAGAAGCACGCAAGCGCCUCUAGCGGCUGUCAAGAGACAGCCACUAGAGGCUGGAUUAACCAUAUUAUAAACAUAGCAGUUUCUCUGAAACUGCUAUGUUUAUUAAAAAAAGGGUUAAUCCUAGAUGGACCUGGCACCCAAACCACUUCAUUAAGCUGAAGUGGUCUGGUGCCUAUAGUGGUCCUUUAAGGGGUUAAACCAGUCAGUUACUGUAACUAACAAAGGCACCGGUUUUAUCAAUACACGUUUAUUUACUAAUGUGAGAACUUUUAAGAAUUAUGAAUUGUAGGUAAAACGAGUUGAAUUGGAAAAAGUUAGUAAUUCUUUCAGUUCUGCUAUUUUGGGCAAAAGUUCUCUUAGCAUUUAGUUUGACUUCUCGAUGGUUCACCCUUUAGUUAAUUACUUUGGUUGAAAGGCAUGAACUAAACACUGAGCAAAAUUAUUGUUUUAUAAAGCAAACAGGAGAUUGUGUGAUAAACUCCUUUUAAAGUAAGGAUCAGUGGGUUUAUAUAUAUUAUAGUACAUAUUGUGUAUUUACUCUAUCCUUUCUUUCCAGACCACAUUGCACAAUUAGCUGCUAAUCUCAGAAGACCCCUAGCCCCUGGUUUGAUGGGUCGGCCAGGGCCAGCAGGACCACCAGGACCUCAAGGAGCCCAAGGUCGUGUUGGACAUCCUGGGUCUCGUGGCCCGCCAGGGUACAGAGGACCAACUGGAGAUUUAGGUGAUCCUGGUACAAGAGGUUAGUGCCUGAUGAUUUCUAUUAACGCUCUUUAUCUGUAAGUUAGAGUGAUGGGUGAGAUUGUUCUUGGUCAUUUCCUCCCUAAACUCUCCUAACAUGUUCUAGGUGAUGCUGGAGAAAAGGGGGACAAAGGACCCGUUGGACGAGGUAUUGAUGGACCUUUUGGAGAUCAAGGAGAACAAGGUAUUGUCAUUCAAGCUCCAGCUACACAACAGAAAGCAGACAUUCCCAUUCAAAAUAUACACAUCAAAUGGCAUCACUUAAUAGCCCAUUAAAACAUCUCCCACCCAAAUACACACAAGUGACACGUGCACGAGAACCUACAGUACAGACAGCAUGCCCCCAUUCACUGAGAACCUACAGACAGCGUGCCCCCCAUUCGCUGAGAACCUACAGGCAGUGUUCCCCCCAUUCACUGAGAACCUACAGACAGCGUUCCCCUCAUUCACUGAGAACCUACAGGCAGCGUUCCCCCCCAUUCACUGAGAACCUACAGACAGCAUGCCCUCCUAUUCACUGAGAACCUAGACAGUGUGCCCCCCCAUUCACUGAGAACCUACAGGCAGCGUUCCCCCCAUUCACUGAGAACCUACAGGCAGCGUUCCCCCCCAUUCACUGAGAACCUACAGACAGUGUGUCAUCCAUUUACUGAGCACCUACAGACAGUGUGCCCUCCAUUCACUGAGAACCUACAGACAGCAUGCCCUCCUAUUCACUGAGAACCUAGACAGUGUGCCCCCCCAUUCACUGAGAACCUACAGACAGCGUGCCCCCCAUUCACUGAGAACCUACAGGCAGCGUUCCCCCUAUUCACUGAGAACCUACAGGCAGCGUUCCCCCUAUUCACUGAGAACCUACAGACAGCAUUCCCCCCCAUUCACUGAGAACCUACAAACAGCGUGCCCCCCAUUCACUGAGUACCUACAGACAGCGUGCCCCCCAUUCACUGAGAACGUAGACGGUGUGCCCCCCCAUUCACUGAGAACCUACAUAUAGCGUGCCCCCCAUUCACUGAGAACCUACAGACAGCGUUCCCCCCCAUUCACUGAGAACCUACAGACAGCGUGCCCUCCAUUCACUGAGAACCUACAGACAGCAUGCCCCCCCAUUCACUGAGUACCUACAGACAGCGUGCCCUCCAUUCACUGAGAACCUACAGGCAGCGUGCCCUCCAUUCACUGAGAACCUACAGGCAGCGUGCCCUCCAUUCACUGAGAACCUACAGGCAGCGUGCCCUCCAUUCACUGAGAACCUACAGGCAGCGUGCCCCCCCAUUCACUGAGAACCUACAGACAGCGUGCCCCCCAUUUACUGAGUACCUACAAACAGCAUGCCCCCCCAUUAACUGAGAACCUACAGACAGUGUGCCCCCCAUUCACUGAGAACCCACAGACCACUUGCUCUCUAUUAUAUGCGUAAUAAAACUUCCUACCACAUAGAGAAUAAAAUCUCAUGUAGCCCAACAGAAAGAACUUGGCAUAUAUUUUGCAUUUGCUAAAAAUGUUUCCCAACACAAUGUGUAAGUUAUGUGAAAAGGACAUUCUAAGUACCAAUACAACUAUGAAGCAGUUUUAGUAUAGAUCAUGCCCCAUGCAGUCUUAUUGCUCAAUUUUCUGUCAUUUAACAGUUAAAUCACUUUUGUUUCUGUUUAUGCAGCCAUAGUCACACCUCCCCUGGCUGUAACUGACACGACCUACAUGAAAAAAAUAGUUUUAUUUUAAAUCAGAUCUUAAAGAGCAGUGUGUUUACUUUACAAGUUCUUAGCUCCUGUUGUGGUAAUUGAACUUUAAAUCACACACAAGGAGGUGCUGCAGGCUCUAGUGGGUAAUGAACACAGCAGGAGAUAGUAUACUGUAACCUAAACACACUGUGCUGUAAAGAAAGUGUAAACAUUAGAUGAAUCUUUACAGAAAGUGUUUAGGAAGGCUGUGUAAGUCACAUGAAGGGAGGUGUGACUAGGGUCGUAUAAACAAAGUGAUUUAACUUCUAAAUGGCAGAAUUUAGUUGUUUUUGUGCCUAUAGUAUCCCUUCAAAUAAAAUCGUAUUUAUGGUAGGAAUUAUUGUAUAAUGUUCUUACUUUGGGUUCUAUGUUAUACAAUGUACAUAUGUUUUGAUUUGUAUAAAAAUGUUUUGUCGCUAAGAGGGUGUACGCCUUUAAAUAUAUUUAUUGUACACUGAAUUCCACUUUAAAGAGUACAUGUUUAAAAAAAGUUUUAUUUUCCCAUUCACAAUGCCCACAUUUCUGAAGAGGGAAUUCUGGGCAAUCCCUCUGAAUGAAAAAUGAUUUUAUUUGACAUUCCAGGUGCCCAAGGAGUACCAGGAACAAGCAGAGAUGGCCGGGAUGGUGCACACGGUGAGCCUGGUUUUCCCGGUGAGCCAGGAAGAGCUGGCUCGAUAGGUGCCCAGGGUACCCCUGGAAUAUGUGAUACAUCGGCCUGCCAAGGCGCUGUUUCAGCAGGGAAAUCUAGCCACCCUAAGAAGUCCUAAAAGUCUCCGCAAGAGCAGGAACUGAAUAUUUAAUGUGGUACGUGGACAUAUAAAACAGAGAAGACAACAUCCUGGAAGAGCGUCCCUUUAAACAUGCCAAUACGGAGCGGACAUAUCCAGCUACCAGCCAGCUCCAUCAAACCGGAAAGCGUCUGAUAUAAAGUAUUUUGGAAGUUGAUUAUUUUUUUUUUUUUUUUUUUUGUGUGGGGGUGGAGGGAGGUUAAAUUUUACUAUUAUCCCCAACAUCUUCUUUUAUUUGUUAACCCUUUUCUAGCCACCUCAUCUGCUCUCUUUCCUUGCACAUGUUACCAAAGCGUUUUGUUAGUGCUCCCGCCCCCACCCCCACCCCCACCCGUGUGUCCCUUCCCAAUGCUGUCCUUUUAGAUUUCACUGAAGUGUGAGAAUUAAGCCUCUUGCAUUCUAAUCUCGCUGGAGGUAAGUGUAUAUAGAAUAUUCAUGUAUAUUUCAAUCAAAAGGGCUAUUUCCAAUCAGGGUUAGGUUAUUAUUUUAUAUAUAUUUUGGGGUGGGUGUUUCUUAAUUUGAAAAGGAAAAGCCGCAUCUAAUGUUAAAACAAAAAAUUUCCAGAAUAAAAGCUGAUGUACUGUAAAAUGCAUUGUACAAAUAAAAAGGACAUUUUUUGAUUUUUUUUUUUUUUAAUAACAGAUCUAAUAAUGUCAUGUUUUAACACAUCUCAUUCCUAUCCAUUGGACAAAAUAAAUGGCUGCAAACGUGUGAAUAUCACUGAUUAGAGAUUAGUAUUUAUUUUGGUGACUUGUAUGUACAAACUUGUUGCAAUAUGAAUAAAGCCACUUUGCGUACACAGAAAAGAUAAUUGUUCAAGGUAUUUGCGAUUUAUUAACAACAAAGAACAUUUCACUUGAACAAAAAAGUUAAUAUAUUGUGUACUUUCACAAACAGCAUAUUUUUAAAUACAUCAUAUUUUUUGGAAUAUAUUUUCUGGUAACCGCUUGAUAUUGCUCGCAAUCACACCUCAAACAGCCAGCUGAAAGGGUGCUGGCCACCAUACAAUGUGUCAUUGAAUAACUGGGAAUACAUGACAUCGGGGAUCUACGGCCCCUGCGAUCCAGUCUUUUAAACAGCCGGCAUUUUAAGGUGGGAUUGUAAAGCAUAUUUAGCAAACGAGACAUGGAUAAUUCAGUUAAUAAAAUAAACAUUACAUCUGUUUAUAAGAAAUGCAAUAAAAUUUAAGUGAUGCUAGGAUACUACGUGUAACGGUCAUUUUCCUACUACGAAUAUGACAAAAUAAAUUAUACAAAAACCAUUGCAGGGCAGGCUGGCCUAAUAAAGGGUUACUAUUGUCCUCACACACACAUCAGGUCCUGUAACUAAUGCAGUGUUCAGUAGUAGCUUUAGGUGAAGUGAAAUGUGCAUUAGCUGUACUAAAUGCGUUUUGGACAUUUGACAUUAACAUAUUGUUUGUGCA